GGCCUCUCCCUCCGCCUGACUCUGUAGUGCCGGGGUGCCUGUGCUGGAGGCGGUGUGUUGCUCUUUAUUGUUCCAGUGGAAAGCUCAAUGCACGGUUUCCCACAUUUGUCUCAAUGGCUACCGCACAGAAACCACGUCCCACCUGAGAGAGGGAGCGGUUCGGCUGCGAAACGAGGACUUGGUAUCCACCUAAAACUUGAACGCAACACGGUGUGGGAUUUACGUUCUGCUUUUGGAAAUUAAAAGAAGCUCUUCCACACGGACAAUCUGUGGAUCCUGAAGAAAGAGAAGGGGGUAAGGAAUCAUGCCAUCCGGCUUAUGAAGCGAGGAUACACGUAGCCUCUUUCGCUUUUCAUAGAGCAUACUUAUGAUCAGAGGCAGCCACUUGUAUUCAGAUAUUCCUUUACAGUUUAAGCGCUUUUUCUUCUUAAAGCAACAGUGCGUGAUGUUUGAUGAGCCUGAUAUCCUAAGUAUAAGCGAUUGCAAGCAGCCUGUUCGUUUUCCUAAUCGGCUGAGCUUUAGGAGGUCCAGCAGAGCUUCUCUUACUGUAAGCUUAAUGAUAGACAAGGAAUAGCCUUCUUUAGUGGGUGCUUUUAACAUUGGCACGCAUGGCAACAUUUCCCAUAAAGUUAAUCUUUUAUAGAUCUUACUUUUGAGUUGGAAUAUUACCCACUUUAAGUCAUGUUUUAUCUAUAAUGUUAUUUUUCCUUGUUGUUAUGCUCUGCAGCCUUCCCAGUUUGCAAACCUCACAAUAGGCUUGUCAUUUUUAUUGCACGUUAAGCACACACAAAUAUAGCCCACACACUGUCUUUGGGUGUGAUCUGGCAGCCUUAGCCUACUGACAUCUUUACCCUGGCCUGAAGGAUUACUCUGCUAACCUACAUCCUGGGGCUUGCACUCUUGCCAACUGUACUCUUAUAUGUGUGUGUCUUCAGAAGAGCUUUACAUAGGAGCGGGUAAAAAAAAAAAAAAAGCUGUUUUGUGCAUGCAGGAAAUUGCUCCUUUGUAUCAUCACCUUCACUCUUCAUGGCACCCAGGAGGUGACAAACAAUUCCCUUUCUUUUAUGGAUCUCUGGGGGGGUGUGCUCUUGCUGCUUCCCCCUCUCUUCGCAGCACCCGUGGUCGUCAUUGUCUCGCACAUGGUUGCAUUCACUUUCACGAUCAAUAUCACAGCCGUAAAGGUGACAGAACUGGUGUAACACUCUCCCUCUUUCACGUACACACAGCCUCACGAUUGUAACCCUCCUGAGGGCAAUAGAGCAGCUUAACAGCCCAGCGGGCGGAGAGUGUCACCUUGAUACAACAUACUAUCAAGCGCAAACCAUUGAUCUGCCAAGGUUGUAAGAGUGGAGUGUUUUGGCCUUGAUCUGGGCCUCACCUGUGCCUGCCAGGUAGUCGUAGACACCUAUCAGUGUCAUUUUAUGACAACUUGUGAGCUUUUUCCUCAGGUUCUGCCUUAUUCAGGUGAUUGUUGAGCUAUGUGAAUGACUUUUACUACACUAUUACCCUCAGGGAUGCUAAAUACUGCAGACAUACAGUAUUGGAAGAUACAAGCUUGAAAAUUAAGUAUCGGCAUUGACAGAUAUAGGCUGUGUGGCAAUUUUUAAGUGUUGGACAGGUGAAGCAAGGAAGAGCAAAACAGCGACAACAAUCAGCCAAACUUAUAUCAGCCAAUUAGAUAGAAGGAGAAAUCUUACAGAAAACAACAUUUUAAAAGUUGCAAUACCUCUAGACAGUCAUCCAUUGGAUUGAGGAGUCUCUGGCUGACAUUUAUAACCACUUCCUGACACUAAAUAAACCAAAUGAUGAUGAAUUAUCAUCAGAUUAACCGAUUAACAUAAUCAUUUGUGGGGAUUAUUGCUAAAUCCCUGACACUGGAGCACGUUUUGUCAUCUUAGCUGUGUGGAAGUGAAACUGCCUCAGUUCACAUCCUCUUUUCAUCAUGGUCAGUUUGUGACCCUGAUCUGCUUUCACAGUACAGAUACUGUGUUUUAAUCUGUUCCUGUUAAACACAGUCUAUAAUCUGGCAGUUUUUUGUCCAAUUUGGAAAAUGUGUCAAUUGUUCGGUCUCUUUUUUUUAGCUUCUAUGUUGCUUCUUAUGCAACAUUCCUUCAUGUGAAUAUUGUAUCCCUGAUUAUGUAAUCCUUCGAUUCCACUUUGUGCUGUCUUGAUUAAUAUUUCCAACAACAAAAAGGAUUAAAAGCAGAUUAACGCCUGUCAAAGUUAAAGCCCUCUCUGUAGAUGCACUCAUGCACACACGCUCACACUCACAUCCGAUUCCCAGAGUCCGGCUUCCCCCUCGCAAAAAACUCUUGGGAAAACUUUCAGUUCAAAGGCUGGAUGAGAGGCCUCAGUCCCUCCGAUUUAAAGCCCGGGCUGCUGGAAGCUCCCACAGUGGCUUCCUUUGUGCCUGCAGUGUGAUCAGCUCACUCUGUAUUCCUCUCUUGCUCAACUUAACUCCGUGUAUAAUCCUCCAGCCACAGCAGAGGACAGGAUGAAACUUUGGCCUCCAAACUUCCACUUUUCAAGUUGUAUAAGUGAUCCAAAAAUGGAGAUACUGCAAAACAAGUUUCCUCUUCAGGUUUUUGUUUAUUUUUUGUAGUUUAAAGGAAAGAACUGUUGAAACUUUAAGUCGCAAAAUGCUCUAAAAUGUUGCUGGGAAUUGGCUGCUGCUGGACAAAAACAACAUUUGUGCUUGCUUAUCUAGAUGAAAAUAUAUGAAUUGCAGUACUUUGCAGGAAACAGAAAACAAACUCUCUGUGACUAAAGUUUCUGUUUGUGUUUGUGGUCCUAAAAUUUGGCCUAAUGAUGAGCUUUUGCACAGAGAUGUAAACCCUACUGUCUGCAGGAUGGUAUUUUCCAGUGUAAACAGCACCUGCUUGUGAGUGAAGCAUUAGGUGGAGCUGUAAAGCCGGCUUUUUAUGACACUUUUGUUGCUUUAAAGGAUGAGCAAAGUCUCAUAAGCAGAUCUUCUUGGUCGUGAGGCAGCUAUUGUAAACGUCUCUCGACAGAGCGCCGCUUUCAGUGCAGCGGGGAAGUCGCACACAGGAACAAAUGAACGUUCCCACAGGUGUAAUGAGUAACCUGAAUGUCAGGUCCCCUUUUGUUAUUAUCAGGUCACUUCUUUGGCCGGGUUCCAGUUUCCAUUAUCAGCUUUCGUCACCGGGGUAAAAAAAAGGGUACAAGUUUUUGUGCACAGGUGAAAGAGGGAUUAGCAGAGCUCAUUGUGGAAAUAAAAGGCUGAACAAAGGGGGAAGUGUCUCUCAAGUUUAUGUGCAAAUACACUUUAUAGCAGAGAGGGUUUCUGUGCGUCCAUGGAGAGUGCGCAGUACUGUAUAAUUUUGGCUGUAAUACAUGCAGGACAAAGAUGUCUCUCUUUCCAUUUUCACACUGGGGUCAAAGGUCAGCUGCAGAGUGGCUCCCCUGGAGCUUGUAGGCAUUUACUGGCUGUGUGCCACUUCCUGGGCCCCUUUCUCUGAAAACUGAGGGUUGGUCAGUAAAACAUCAAUUUGAAUCUCUUUUAUUGGUUGAGAAAGUCCCAAUGUUAGUUUGAAUAUCUCUUAAUUCCCACGUUGAUAUCCUGUCUUUGUACAAGCAGAAAUAGAAAAUGACUCAUUUUAAUCCCCAUGUGAGAGAAAAGUAUGAAAUCCUCAUGGAAGAGAAGUUAGAGCUGCUGUCUUUGGAUGAAGAAAACGCUCAAAGUUUUACUUUUUUUAAGUAGGUCUCAUCUCGGUGUCAUCGCUCAUCCAGUCUGAGCCUCACAGAGAAAAGCGACGGCCACUCACUGGAUGGAUUUUUGGGAUAGUCUACAUCAAACCGCAAAUUAUACACUGGUUUUAUUUGGCAGAUUUGGGCAGAAGAGAGCUGUAUUUUUAUUCUCAGGCACAUUUAAGGGAAGAUUUUUGGGAUCACACAGCCUUAAAUCAACAUGAUGACACACUGCAUGUACACGGUCUUAAAAUAUCAACCUCACUUUGGACAGGGUGAGAGACUCUCUGAGGGACACUUUAGCCAUGCGCCAUAAAUAUGAUAUGAGUGGUCAUUUAAAGCUCCAGUGAGGAGUUUUUGACUGGUGACGGAAAAAACUGAAAUUGAUAAUGCUGUAUUCAUAUGAGCUACAAAAACAAGUGAGCCCAUCAGCGAGAGGAAUGAAACCUUUUUUUUUUUUUAAAGGCAUGGUUGAUGAUCUGAGAAGCAGUUGAAAAAUACUAAGCCGUUGAGGCCCUCCCCCCCAACCUGUGUCGCCCUUCCCACGACACACCCCCUCUGGCAGACCAAGAAGUCAGCCGGCAAAAGAUGCUACGUUAGCUUCAAAUAGGAUUCACCAUGUCGGAUUGUUAGUGACUAGCAGCAGUAAACGCCAGCUCACAGCUCCUGUAGCUAAGCUGCUACGCUACUUUUAGCCGCUCAGAGCACCGAGGAGGGAGAGUGGGAGGGGACAAGUCGGAUCUACGGGAACUUUUCUCUUCACUUUGUGGAGAUCGCACUAUAGGACCAUGAUCUCCAUAUAAACGAGGUCCAUAAUAAUUACCAAUCUCUCCAAUUGUCAACCAUGCCUUUAAAAUUUUUGAUGCCUGAAAUUGUGAAGUAGGGGGGUAGGUGUCGGAGACGUUGAGGAGAUGGCCUUUUCUAUGAGACAUAUGUAAACAAAGGUAGAAAACCCAAUUUACACAUCUAAAUUUUAAGAUGACAAGAAAUGUGAAAAGUAUCACUUUGUCCACUGGGGGCGCUAAAACCAAAACUAACAGAAAAUUCCUCACAGGAGCUUUAAUUCAGACAUACAGUACUGCUGGUGACUUUCUCCUCUGAUCUGAAUCUGAGCUUACGAACAACCUGUUGAACAACAUGGCGCCCAGUUGGCGCUGAAUGUCGCACUGAUUUAUUGGCAGGUUAUGUGUCAUGGCUGAAAGCAUAUUUAAAGCACUUUUACUCCCAGACAAAUCAGCGACUGAACUUUCUCAAACAGAGAAGAGAGUUUUUUUUUGUUCACGUAAACACCGCCAGCGUGCUUCAUUCCUUCCUCGCCCCCCCACCGACUGUCUUCUAAAACAUUCCCGGGCCCUGAUGUCACCAACCGUCUGCGAGGAUAUUUAUUGUCUGAGGUUGGGGUUUAUCAAGUGUAGGAUGGCGGCGGUGGGGGCGAUGAAAAGUUUGUGCCUGUUUGGCUCUGAGAGAAAAGAGAGGGCGAGAAGGGGAGGGCGGGGGGGGCGAGUCUUUGUGUGUUUUCAGACCGUAUCUCAUCUGCCCCACUUAUGAGGCUUUGAUUCAAGUCUGAACUGGCCUUACACAGAGCGGGGGAUGUUCUGUUUGUAGGAAACGGCGUAAAUCCCACCUGCAUGUGCUGCAGCUGGGAGAAAGGAGUGCGUCUCUUUAGGUGUGAGGCAUGUCUGUCUGCUUCAUUGUGCAUGACCAAACUCUGAGUUUAUCUGUCAUACUGCGGUUUAAACUCUGCUUUAAUCACCCUGACCGGUAUCAAACCCCAGCUGAAGACUCACUGACUAAACGUCUGGUCGUUUCUACCAAUUAAACCCAGACUGAAGAAACCCUGGCUCCUUCUCUUUGCUUAUUUCUGGAGCUUGUUCUGCAGAAAGUUUCCCCUGGAGCCAUGUUCUGAUGUCCUCGGGGAUGUUUUUUUUCUCCCUCAAAAUGUUUGCUUGUCUAACACCCACACUGCUCCUAUAAAAAGAAAACAGGAAUACCAUACAAGGAGAUUUUGUCCAGAAUUUACCAACACACAGGAUGUGAUGCAGCUGAGUGCUCAUGUAGGAGCUUAAAUCUAAGAGGAAAUGCUGGAUCUCUGUGUUGAACUGCCUAUUAUGUGUUUAAGACAUCCAAAAAUAUCUGGAAAUCACAGCCUGAACUGAUUGCUGGCUGUUUUAGCUUCAAGUGCAUGAAUGCAACCCAGAAUUUAAAGCAGAUGCAUCUAAAAUCACCCCUUCUCUCUCCUUCUUGCAGACGUGAACAUAGGUGCCUGAAAGACCGAGCACUCCUGAAACCACAGCGCCCAUCACCAUGGUGGAACCAGCCGAUAGGCCGUCCGCAGCCGGGCAGCGGCUGAGCGCCCCGGAGAGUUUCGGCGUUUCCACUCUAGAGCCGGGACUCCGCCCUCCUACCCAGCCCCCGGGGCGACAAGUGUCCAUUAGGGUUCAGAUGCUCGACGACACACAGGAAGUCUUCCAGAUAUCGGUGAGUAAUAAGAGACAUGUAAACAAUCAGCCGGUCGGCCAUGUUGGAUAUACCGGUGAAUCAGACGUCGCAACAACACGCAAUCUGAUUGGUCAGAAGUGGACACACAGUAUGCGAAACUUAAGAAAAAUCAUCCGUGAUACGAAAAAAUAAAUGCCGCAAUAUCGCAGGACGGGAAAACGUCGCUGAUGUGAACGCUUGUAUUGACAGGAUACAGGUUAAAAAAAAAACAUUGACGUCCAAAAUAAUCGCACAAGAAAAACGCUCCUGGUGUGUAGGGACCUUAAGACCGGACAUCUGAAGUGCAUGUAAACACCUUAGUCCGACUAUAAACAGAAUUUGAGAACUCCGGUUAAGACACUCAGAUAAUGCGAUUGGAAUUCGAUUUUCUCUACCAUGCAACCCCAGAACAAAAACACUAGAGAAGAGGAGUAGUGUGCCCCUCAUCUGCUGAAAAAGUAGUGCCUACAUCAUGUACGACAAAAACAACGCUGUACUGAUGCUCCAUCUUCUUGAUCGAAAAUGCCCAGCAGCAGUUGUAGACACUUCUGACAUCUGGCAUCGCCCCCUAGUUUUGGGGAGGAGGACACAUUCACGUCAAUAAUUCGAUUUUCUCAGCUGCAUGUAUACGCGGACAAGAGGAAUAAUAAUUAUGAGCUUAAACUGUGUAGUAAACGCAGUGACUGUGGGCUAUCAACUCCCACAGUUACAAUAAUCCCAUCUCGUGCUGUAGCUGCAGGUUCAGUUGCGCUCUUAUCACACAUAUCUGCUUCCCGGUGAGACACAGGAAGUGGGAUUGAGACCAGCUUCCUGUUUAAGCACACCCCACCUUUGACUGGAUCCUCACAGACGGAAACACGCUGCAGCUUUCAUUUUUCCCUUUCUGUCAGUUCUCAUAUGAGCACCCAGUUUUUUAAUUUCCGGCCUUUUUAUCUCCAGUUUACUCUCCUGUUUUUUUGCACUUUAAAUCUCUGAGACUUGGAUGUGAGGUUUUUGUUUGUGUGCAGCUGCUCCCUAAUGCUGGUCAGAGAUCAGCAUCACAGGCAGUAGCUUUAAUGACAUCUGUGCUGCUGCUGCUGCUGCUGUGGGAGUAGUACUUGAAUUUCUGAAUUAAUGUCAACCGCAAUGACGGGAACUUUGCUCGCACGCCCUCUUCUGCAAUUCGCAUGCCGGCCGCCGCUUUACCGGCUCUGAAUUCUGAGUUUUUUAGUGAUGAUAAUUAAGCAGAAAUUCCGGCGAGUCUCCCUGUCUCAGCUGGCUUGUCGCACAUCCAGAGCUGCCAGUUUGGAAGAGUCAUAAUUGGCUCUUGUGAAAAUGCCAAGAAUGUACGUGGUUGUUAGUGCCUGAGGAUGUGUGCGUCUGCGGCUGUGCGGACACUUCGACGGGGGGGAGCUGGGAUCCUGGGUUGAGGGAUUGUGUAUUUUUUUUUGCAGUUUUGAAACCCCUAAACUCAUGUUUUCUCAAAUUGGAGUCAGAAAAGUGAAGCUGCGGCUCUCCGCAGGGCAGCAGCAGCCUUUAUUUAUGACUUCUGCUGUUGUUUUCUUCAGAGAGAGAAGUGUAAACCAGCGGGAGACAGGAGCAGAAACAAAAACGAGGCAAAAACAAAGAAAUGGAGGAGAAAAUAACAGAAUGAGAUCUUUUUAUUGCACAUUCAAAGAUCUAAAUGGAGCACUGUUUCUUGGCUUGACUCACCUUAUCUGUGGUUUCCUGCUACAACGCCUCGCGGCGUGUUUGUGCAGAAGGUGUAGACUAACGUGUGAAUCAACAGAUAAGCCUGCAGCCUUUACACUCAGGUUGGCACUCAGUCGGGCAUUUUUCUCACCACAGGGAGAGCUGGCCUUCCAAUAAACUACUCAUUAACCCAGCCUGUAAUCCGAAAACCCUCAAAACCUCAGCCAGGGGGGUUUUGAAGAGGGGCAGUAAAAUUUAAAGAUCCAAAACAUCAUUUGAAGCCGCUAUUUUUCACACUCAAGUAACACCUCUGGUAUGCUGUAGCUCCAGGGUUUGGGUGCUUAUACUCCAUUACAUUACAGAUAUUGAAUGUUCAGGGGCAAAAGUAGUCCUCACUGAUCUGGUUCAACCUCCUCAGAGGAGCUCCAAACAUGUGACUUCCAUUGAAACGACAUAUUUGGGCUCCAUGUGGCCCUCGCCGUGUUCUUUGGCUUUCAUUGUCGUGACAUCGUGUUUCUGUUAUUUCUAAAAUGAACUCUAUCCGAAGGCUCUCUGUCGGGAAUGUGGACUAUGUGAACGGACUCCGUUCGUCAGAUUCCCAUGAGCGGGAGAUCCUACUGUGUUUUAUUUGGGCUCUAUUGUUUGUGGAGGCCUGGGCCUUAAAUCGAACCCAGCUUUUCUCCUGCGUGGAAUAACAGGAAAUAUUAGCCAAUCAAAUUCAGCCUUCAUGGCGAAGUAUGCGGAUCGUAAAUCCACACAUAUGGUGGAGAAUCACCUCACUUACACUGAAUAUUUUUAUUAUUAAUUCACUUUCCUGAGCUGACCUUGAAACUCGAAAACACCUUACAUUCAUAAAACACCGCCCACUGCUUUAGCGACCGCUAUCGCUACGCUACACACACACUUAGAGGCUUCAUUAUUAAUGUGGAAUAGAAGCAGCAUGUCAGAGCAGUGUGAGAGUGCACAACACUGUCUCCGACUGCCACUCUGUAAAUAAUUAAACACAGAGGGGAUGUGCCGUAUACAUGCAUGCAUGCUGAAUAAUCAAGGAUGGAUGUUACUCAUUCACUCUGUUGUAACAAUGGAUCCUUUCACAGAGCUUGUCUAUUGAUUUGAAUGUAACAACAUGUCCGCCUGCCAACUCCUCAUAUCUGCUCCACUGAGUUCCUUUGAUAUCUGAUUUUAUUACAGUUUAAUCUCAUCAUAGAGAUAAAAAAAAAAGACUCCCUGCCCCAAACAUUUAACAUCGAUCACAAGGGCCCGACCGAUAUGGAAUUUUUGGGGCCGAUGGAUGCCGUUCCCGAUUAUUAGGGCUGAUUAAUUACCAAUUAAUCGGCUGAUUUUUAAUUUUAUUUUAUGAAGUUAGAAAAAAUAUAUAUAUACUGGUAGAUAUAGAAUACUAUAUACCAUACAUAUACUGUAGGCUACUGCUCUUUACGCCGACAGGAAGACCGACUGAUCAAACUCAGACCAGAAAAGCGUUUUCAAGAAGUAGCUCGAUCACGUAAUGUGUACUGUUGUUUACUCUACCAUUACUGGCACGGCUAACAGUGUAGCGAGGCUAAUAGCAGAUGGCUAACUCUAACUUUAUCUUGCAUAUUACAUGGUGGUUCACCGUUAACUCGGCGUGACCGAGACCAGCACAGCGGGGAACACUGUAAAGUGGGUUGAACUGAAACUUGUUGACUUAUUGUGUAUUUCACAAACUGGUUUAUUUACCGUUGAGGCGGACCACUCUCCUCCGUGCGUCCCUGAGCUGCCUGCUUCAGAUCCGUCACUCUGCUGUGCUGUGAGGUAGUUAGUGGUUGAAGAUUGUCAUGAGGUCGCUGCGCCAUCUACAGGAUAAGUCGGGGAACUUUUCAACUGGCGGAACAUUUUUAAAGUGAAACCGAAUCUUAUUCUCCGCAUUUUAUUUCUGAGUUUUUGCUGAUUACCAUUAGUCUCAAACUGGGUAAAAUUGGCCGAUUUUAUCAGCUCACCGAUAAAUCGGUUGGGCCCUAUUGAUCACUACUGCUCAUGAUUUGAGCUAUUUUACGAGGGUUGCUCUUGCUAGCUCUGCUUCCAUUGCCUGGAUUGCAGGACAAGAUGUUGCUCCACUUUAACCAAGCUGAAAUGGAUUUGUUCCCAACUUUGAAGACAGGCCUGAACUGAAAAUUAUCAUUUUGGGCCAAAGUCAUACUUUUUUAUAUUCAUCUGUAUUGGCUGACUGGUUGAGCUGUUUCUUUAUGCAGUGUAUGUUGGGUAAAACCAACACAUAUCCCCCCCGAUGUAAAUACCAAAUACAAUAAUCCAAAGCAGGAAGUAAUCCCUAACAAAUUCUCCAUUUUCCUUUUUUUUUGGGUACGUUUUCAAAACUGUCAUACUCAGCUGGUUUAACGUGAAAUGUCUCUAGGUGUGUCCUUAAACUGGAGUUGAGCCUGGCCUUGAAAAAGGUCAGGAGGGAAGAGAUAAACAAACUAACCCUGGACUUGAAAUUGCAUGUUUUGUUGUGUGUUUUAAUCAUAUGUCUUUAACAUACCGUGGUUUCACAUCCAGCCAUGACAACCAGACCUUCAUUCUUGCACCUGCAUGUGCAAUUCAUUACAGUGGACAUGCAACAGCUUUACAUGGUGGCAAAGAUGAAUCCCCGCUGACUCCCUGGGGAACAGUUGAGCUCAGUUAAGCCCACCCCCCGUGGACUUGCCCCCCAUAAGAACCUGAUUAGUGCAGCUGAUGCAUAUUUUAUUCUUACAGUGAGUGUACAUAUGGAGCAGCAUGUCCCCUUUCACUUUUGCAUGCAGAGUUCUUCGUUUUCAUUCAAUUUGGGGCUCUUGAUUGGUUGAUGUUUUCCCUGCAGGGCCUCCUCUAGCAUGUUAACUUGACCUUAAUCCCUGCGACACCAUCCAACACAUCCACACCAAGAUUGACCCUCCUGGUCAAUGCCAGAAGCUCUCGCAAAAACACAACAAGGGGGGGGCUAAAAGAGGCUACGCACACGUGGAAGGGGUGCGUGUUUCGGAUGCAGUCAGAUCCCUCCUGUUUUGUUUUCGUUGCAUGAUUGGAUUGUGGCUUUAUGAUCUGCAUGACUUCUAACCUUGUGUUUUGUACGGUUUUGGAGAAAGAUACCGUAUUACAAAGAAUCGAGGGUGGGUUUAGGAGGAUUAGGAUGAUAGAGCCGCUUUAUACACAACAUCACUUGAUGGACUGGAGGUCCCCAAAGGCCUCUGAUAAAUGAGCUACAAGUCCCCCGCCACAUUAUGCACAAAUGCGCUCCUGGGCUGCGAUGUGGGGCUGUUGACAUUUCAAAUUGAUGGGCCUUUGUGCUGUCGGCCACCUCGGGAGUAAAUGAUACAUGUGGAAGGAGCAGAUAGAGAAGAGACAAAAGAAGCUGAGGUUGCCUGGAUGGCCGCAUAUGUUCUCCAAAACAAUGAAUGAGAGUAGAGGAUGCGCUGUCCACGGUUCGCAAAAAGAUGAAUUCGGAGCAGUUUCUACCUGCGUUUGUGGAUUUGAGCUAAUGCAGUGACUUCCACUCCAGAGCCAUGUCUAAUUUUAAGAUCAUGGCUAUCAUGUCUUUUUUGGUACAGAGAUUCAUCCAGAUUUGCACCAGGGGACAUUAUUCAAAAAUUGUUGUACUUUUUCCUCACGCAGUUGCUCACAAGGUGGUAAAAUCAGCAUAGAAAUGAUUAAAUAUUACAGUUUCAACUCUUUUUAAAACUAAUAAUUGCGUUUAGAUUCUAUUUUUAUCAACAUUUUAGCCAGUCGUUCAGCCUUUUUGGGGCAAAUGUACAUUUAGUGUAAUUGUGCCUCAUUCCUUCUCCAAAUCAGAAGUAUGUCUGCCUCCUCCUGCAGCUGAAUUCUUGACUUUUUGCCUCUUAUAAGACCAGAGGAAAUUAGCUCUAAUACAGCCUAGCAUUACUGAAUUAGCAUGCACAGAACCAGACAGUAAUUAUUCUGUCCAGACUAAGUCCCAGAGUUAUUUUAAUCCUUGGACAGGACUACAAACUCUUUUUUCUUUUUCAUUUCGAAAGAGUUGAGUGGACUUUUUCAUCCUGGGUUUCGAUAUUUAACCCAUAAGCAUAUUAAAACUGAGCUUUCUGUCUCUUCUCAGGGUUUUUUUCUGCCGUAUUUAUGCUGGAGAGAGACUCACAAAAGAGACAAAGUGAUGAUAAAAGAUGAGAUAGUGUGUAUUUUGAAGCUUGGAGUCAAACUGUGAUCGUGUUUCUCUGUUUGCUCAGAAGUUGGCAGUAUUCCUGGUAGUUAAGUCGCGGCGGUUUUGGAUGUGUGGGCAGAGCCAAGGUGAUGUUUAAAGGCAGCAAAGUGUAGUCAUUUCAGGGUGAGGCUCAAACGCUGGCUUUGUGAUCUCGCUGAAGUUUACGACCCAUCAUCCCGGCAGUUUUUUCUCUCACUCUCUAUCUGUCCUCACAUCCAAUCUCUAAGCCCUCACUUCUAAUCUUUCCCUUUCAUUCUGCUGUCUUGGAGCGCUUACAGAACUAACAGUAGCUUUGGCAGACCACAUUCAUCAUCCUUGUCCACGGGGACCUCCUCCGUGAGCGGUAAAUCCCCCCUCGCCAAAGUUUCUGCUCGAUACACCAUCGUAACAUCCUAAACUUGUGUCCAUGCUGUUUGCGUGAGCUCGCACGAGCCCCGUUAAACCACGUUACAUGGAGAUGUGAGUUUAUAGGCCAGUGUGCUUAUUCAGCACAUGUCGAUGUGUGCAUGCUACGACCUGCUUAAGAUGACUCAAUCAGAGCCCUAUUAGAAUAAAUAUUGAAUCAGAUUUACAGAUUUAAGAGCCUCCCUCUGCUGACUCUCAUGAUGGGAACAAGGAUGUACUUGACUAAAGUACAUCUUUUAAGUACAUCCGGUGAUGAAUCAUAGUCUCUUCAACUCUUAGUCACUGUGUUUCUCGACUUUUCGUACCUCUGCAAUGAGCUACACCAAAUGUGGGCGAGCUUGAGUUUGAGUGGAUGAAGUCUGUUCAUUGUAAGCAUUUUAAGUGUCCCUGAGAUUUUUCCAAUACAAACACAAGUUAAGACUUGAAGGUCCUAGAUUUCCAGCUGUUAAAACCUAGCUGUCUUUUUAGGGCAGGGCUUUGUUUAAGUUACAAAAAGUCACAAAUUCAGUCAUUUAAGAGGAUUUGCAGCUUCUUGGUUUGAAUGCAGAGGCGGAAAAACACCAAUAACUCCCCCAGGAGAUCCUUUCAUAAGGGUCAGUUUUAGAGCAAGCUUUACUCUUCACUGAUUUUUCUCAAAAGAUAAGUCACAACAGAGACGGUAAAAUAGUUGGAUGGUGCACCUGUUGCUUUAAAGGGAUAUUCCAGCGUAAAAUUAAGUUAGGGUCAAACACACGUAACAUCGAGUUAGAUGAGUGUUGCCAACCGCUUGCUUCUCUACUUGUACCAACUUAAAUAAUGACCGCAUGACAGUAAUACACAGUGGUCUCAGGAGCCACGCGCUCAACCAAAACGCCACUCUAUAGCCACAAAUAAUGCUCAGAAAAGCACCUAACUUCAUCAACAGGACAUAUAGGGUCCCAGUCAUAGUACUAGACACCAAAUAUCUUUUUGGCUUUGCCUGGUUUCUUUAGCAAAGAGAGUAAACACAACUCACCUACUCUCUUCCAGCAGGCGCUUGUUUUUGGGGAGCCCUUACAAGUCAAUCACCAAGUGCAGCGGGGUGACGCAGCUCAAGGAAGAACACUUACGAUAAUUUCUUCAUGGAAAUGCAAUCAGACCGAGAUGCUAAGGCAGAAGAACUACCACGUCUGCAGUGCAAAAUGAUUAAUAUGGUGAUUAUUACUUCAAGGAAAUGAUAAAGAAAUGAUCAUACAUGUUCUUCCUAUAGCUGCGUCACCCCGCUGCAGUCGGUGAUGGACUCGCCGGUGGUUUCCGUACCAAAACAAGUGCCUGCCGGAAGAGAGAAGUUGAGUUUAGUCUCUUUGCUAAAGAAAUUAGUCAAAGUUAAAAAGAUGUUUGGUGGCUAGGACCCUAUAUGUACUGUUGAUGAAGUUAGGUGCUGUUCUGAGCAUUAUUUGUGGCUAUAGAGUGAUGUUUUGGUUGAGCACGUGACUCCUGAGACUGCUGUGUAUUGCUAUCGUUACUAAAGUUGGUAUAACUAGAGAAGCAAGCGGUGGGAACAUUCAUCUCUCUCAGGGGUGUCUAACUUGGUGUCACGGUGUGUUUGACCCUAACUUAAUUUUACGCCAGAAUAUCCCUUUAAAGCCCCUGUAAGCAACAUUUAUGUGAAUAUUGUGGCGCCCAGAGUGGAAAAGAUGACACUUUGUGUUUUCCUGUAAUUACAAAAUAAGUAUUUCUGGCUAUAAAUGUCUCAGUUAUGAAAAGUCUCUGUUGUGAAAAGUGCAACAGCAGUAAAAAAAAGUUGUAUUCUUGGAUUGUCUGACUCCUUCCAUGUAGAGGUAGCUACACACACUAUAAAUAGCCACAGAGACCUAAUCUGCAGAUGAUCUUGUUUGCUUCUGUCUGAGGAAGGAGGAUGUGGACCAGUGCAGGUGAAUACAGAGGCUGAAAAACACCAAAGCAAACACAUGGCGAGCCCUCCAGGAGAACUCGUGCCAACUCCGAGCUAAAUGUUUCAAGUCAUAAGCUGAAAAGGUUAUCACAAACCAAAGAGGACAUGUCAAACUGUUGAUGAAGAUGGUUUUGUUUGUCACAUGGAGGCAUCAGCAAAUGAUCUGUUUGAUGGUUUCAGCGUUUGAUGGAUGAUGAAUUUUUCCAGUUUUCAAAUGAAAAUGAUUUGAGUUCAGGAGGAGAACUUUGUUUCUCACUCUAAAUAGUUAACCCUGAGCUGAACAUUUUGCCAAUUACAAAGGAACAAAGAGUCAGCUGUCGCCUUCACAACCAGAUGAGUGUUAUAUAUACUUCGGUCUGUAUCAAGUAAAAAAAACAGCCUUAGGAAAAAAGCAGAGUCAUACCCCUAAAUUUAAGUAACAUGUGGAUGCAGCGUGCUCGCGUACAGACUUUUAAACAGAGGAGCUGCUCUGCGUUAUGUAAUGGUUGGCAUUCAGUGUCUCAUUCCUGCGGUCAGGGACCUCAAAAAGCAACUUCUUCUUCCUGCACUGACUUUCCUUUCAGCUACCUCUGCUCCUUAUUUUCUCCUCUGUAACUGACCUCAGAGUUAAACCUGCUGGUGGAGUGAAUGAAGAGAUUUUUCCCAUGAAGAUAAAUAAAGUAACAUGCUAUUAAAGUUCAAAACAUGAUUUGAGAAAAAGGCGGUGAUAGGACUUCUUUAUAUGUCAGUGUCUUGAGGUUCAGUGGGAACUUCGGCUGAGGCUCUGCUGUCGCAAUACAAGCGUGCAUUUUGUAAUUCCGCCAUGUAGGUGGGUGUGUGCGCGUGCAGCCACGUGGAAGCGUUUAGCAGUGCUGAGUUCAAAGACAGGGCCACAGACGGAGCUGCCUCUGAGCGAGGAAGGAGAAUGAGGAAAGGAGACAGAGAGAUUAUGACUCUGAGUCUCUCCAUGAUUGAGAGACAGUUACUGAAACACUGCUGGUGAAAGUGAGCCGGAAAGAGACGAAAGGGGCCCAGCUGAGGGUCGAAAAAGGAGGCAUGGUGUUCCUCUCACUGUGAUGGAGAAAGAGGGCGAAUGUAGCGACUGUGAGGGGGAGGAAGAUGUAUACAGAUGCACAUCCGUCUCCCACAGAAGCGAAUGAAUGAGCAAACAGUGUCUGGCUGCAGAUGGGAAAGGUUAUUUUUGAAGUAAUUGCAUUCAACGAGGUCCCAAGUGAGGGAGCUGGGCCCCAUUUGGGGUAAUCUGCAAUCCUGAUUCAGGGUUAUGCACCAAACCCCAGCAAGAAACGAGGUGAUUUAGCGGAUUCGCAGUACAGGCUUAAAAGGCAUUCAGCUAUUCUUCAAAGUUGGAAACUAAUUGCUUCCUUUAUUUGUGUUAUCUUGAUGCCUAACACGCUAUAACAAUAUCUUAUUCACCCUGUCAUCACAAACUCUACCCCAGUUUGGGUCUGAAAUACUUUAGUGAUGUUGUUUUAAACACAAUGGGAAAUUAGCAUCAGGCUUUAGCCAAAAGCUGGAAGGUUUAUCUCCCCUGCCAGACACACUGGAGAACAGCCAGAACUCAUUUAGAGCUCCUGUUGAGUUUAAAAAAUGAACCUGGAAGAGGUUGUUCAAUAAAAAGAGAAUUGUAGCGACAAUUUAAAUGUUGGUGUUGGACACAGGAAUGAGCUUAAGGCAGCUCUUCUGUUUCUGUAAUCUGAUCUCUCCUCGCCGUUAGAUUUUCUCCACCUGAGAGCGAGAAACUGAAGCGGUGAGGGGGAGUCUAUCGCUCUAAAUGUCGCUAAAAUUAGCUCGAGUUGGACAGGUUUUUAUGGGCAGAGCUGUGAGGUUUUCUGGCUCCCUUUCCCAGCUGUCUUUGCUGCCAUAAAUCUGCAGCCGAUGAUAAAGGAGAGUAGUUAGCUUGUGUUUGGGUUUCCCCCUCAGUGCAGGUGAUAAAGUGAGUCCUACCUCUGGUGGUGGGAGAGGGAGGAGGGCCCAGAGUGCUACAGUAGAGAUAGGGCUGGGCGAUAAUACGAUUAUGCUAUAUAUAGAAAAUUAACUUCCCUCAAUAUCAACAUAAAACACGGUCAAUAUCCUUUUUAAUAGUUGGUAUUCUGCCAUUUUUGGUAGACUAUACGAAUAGUCAAUGAAAAGGGGAGUUGCUUCAGGUCCGCUUCGCACUGAACCAAUCAUGUGCUGAAUUAGAACCAAGUAGCAAACAAUUAGUAGUAACAGGCUGCAGCUACACGCAACCAUAGCACUCUAACAAGUGAAGCCGACAGCACUGUCGGUGAGAAAAAAAGAAAAUGAAAAAAAGAUGACAACAUCGUCAACAACACUGGCACGAAAACGUUGGUGGUGUGGAGGUAUUUUGUUUUUUUGAAGUGCUUUCUCUAGCCUUAUGACGAAAUGUCAAGGAGACAUUAAGACCUCACAGAUGCAGUAGCUAAUGUAUUGCAAAAGAGAUGCUAUCAAUUAACACUGUUAAAUUUUACGUUUCAUAUCGUGAUAUAUAUAAAAAUAUAUUGAAAAAAACUUUUUCCCACAUCGCCCAGCCCUACGUAGAAAUGAGUAUAGGUGCUAUUUUUCCAGUGAUAUUCACCUUCAGUCAAGCAGGUACUGUUGAAUUUUAAAUGCAGAGGCGGAAAAACACCAUACAAAUUUGGCGAGUGCUCCAGGAGAGCUAACCAUCCAUCUAUUAGAAUAAACAUUAAUUUUACCAAACUGACUAAUUUCCAAGUCAUUUAAAUGGAAAUUUGAGUGAACUUGAGCAGCUCCUCGACAUAAGAGUGUAUGGGAACAUGACCAGAAGACAUGCUUAAGGAUCUAUCAAGCAGCUUAAGCUCUAAGUGUCAGCUUCGGUAUCUUAAAUGAGAUUUCGGCCCCUCCAUAAGUGUUAAGCACGGCCCCUUAUUAAACUGCCUUGCUCAAUCUCUGUCUCGGAUCAGCACCCUGCCCUGGGUGUUGUUAAGUGGAAGCACGCAGCCCUGUUUUCCAAAAGGUGAAGUGUUUCUUAAUCUCUCUCUUCGCCUCUGUUUGGACAUUUCCCAGAAGCCCCCGCUGGAAUUCAAUGGCGACUCCCCCUGCUGCGUCUCCCGCUGCUCGUUCCUCUGAGAAAGUCACCGAAGAAUGCGGCCUUGGGUGUGAUACGAGGGAGGAAAAGUACUUUACGUGGCUCUCUCUCUCUCUCUACUUCAAGAUGUUCCAACCAAUCAAUCCGGAUUCUCAGCAAAUAUUUGAGGGAUAGUGUUCCUUUAAAUAGCCCUAAUUGGGAAUUCCCAGUAUUACUUCCCCUGAUGAAUCACCGUUACCACUCUGUCGACUCUGCCUGUGAUUUAUUCGUUUGAUUUAAGUGAUGCACUUGAACUUCAUACUGCUUUAGGCAACAUUUAAUUAGACUUCAGCGGCUGCAGAGAUCGUAAUGAGAUUCAUUUUCCGCUGAAAAUUAGUCGUAACGCUGAUAUGUGAGUGUUGAUUGACACGCUGAUUUGUCACGUAUUAAUAACUUUGAAAUUCGCCGCUUUAAAGCUGCCAACCAGGCAUGCAUACAUGUUUACCACAGGCAGAGUUUAUACGCUCAGUUGUGUUUACACACCCUGUUUUUGGCCGCAUAAAUCAUCCGUUUCAGCAACAUGUGCAAAACAAAAACACAUGCCAUCUUCAAGUAUAUUUGCAGUGAGGUUAAAUAGGGUGAAGGGACUAAACCCAGAAGAUAGCAUGAUGCUUUUUUUGCCCCUGAAUAUUUUUAUUCAUAAUUGUCAUACCUCCAAUUACUAACUCCAUUUUCACCUCCUUCCUGUGGAGAAAAAGGGUCCAGUUCACGAGUAACCUGCACUCACAGUCAGAGCUCAGAUACCCUCACUAAAAGCAUCCUCGAACCGUACGCUCCUCCAUUUCCUUUUUUAUCACCCUGCUCCUCGAUGGAGCUCUGGAGGCCUUUCGGGAAACAAAGAAGCCUGUUGUGAGAUUUACAGUCCUCCUUAUUGGACGAGACGUCGGACAAGCGAAUCCUACACGAGACGCCAAUUGCUUUUUAAUGGCGCGUACAGCUGUGUGAAUGUCUCUCCCUCUGCUGCCUGAUUUAAUUGUCCGCCUCAAGUGUUGUGCGAGACUUAAUGUGCGCACACAACACUCAUGAACACACUGUUGUCUUCCUGGCAGCCUGUGAGCAUUUCCACAUCAUCCCCCCCUGUUAGGGUGUUGCCACUCAUAUCUCCCACAGUGCCUUGCUGUCACUGCGGCUGACAAUGCUAGCAGGUAUUUCGCAAACAUGCAGUUUAUUUAACAGCCCAGUUAUUCUCAUAUGUAUGCGUGUGUGUGUUUGUGUGUCCAUCUGUCUGGGGUUUUGAGCCCUUUCCCUUCUGGCAGAGUAGAGGAAGCAGCACUGACGUCUUGCCACUAGGUUAAGCCGUUUAAUCUAAUCUGGACGGGAGGAUGUGAUUGGCAGACGGGACUAAACGAGGAGGGAGGAAGCUUCUCCCAGCUGUCCUGCUGUUCCCUGUAUUUUGGUGCGUGUUGUACAGUAUGGUACAGUACGCUUUGGCCUCAAACCAGGGUCACAUUUUGGUGCAAAUAUUUCUCUUCGAAGUCAUAAAGAUUUCAAGUUUUGAGGAUGUAGUGACUUUGCUCUCAGACAACGCUUUUAGAAGUGAUUUUAAGCUGAUGCAGUGGCUUCCACUGCAGAGUCAUGCCUGUUUUAAGAUAUUAUCUUGUUCUGGUUUCAGGACUCAUCUUUUUUUUGUUGUUCAGAGAUUUAUCCAGAUGAUCGUUGAAUGGUAUUCUGGGGAACUUUUUCCUUAAAUAGCUGAAUUUCUUGUUCCUGCAGUCGCUCAUAAAGCGUAAAAUUGCACUUUUGAGAAUCAAAUAUCAGGUUUUAAUGACUCAAAAUUUAAUUUUUUAUCAACAUAAAGAAAGAGUGACCACAGAAACCUCUAAAUAAGGGUUGCUUGACUCUUUGAACCUGCAUUUGUGGAUGUAGAGUGAAACUAUUUUCCCAAACGAUGCAUUUGGAAGGAUUUUUAGCUCAUGCGGCAACUUCCACGACAGAGCCAUGCCUGUUUUCAAAUACUACCUUGUUCUGGUUUCAGGACUCUCUUUUUUUUUUUUUCACUGACUUAUCCAGAUUUUCUUUAAAUGGUACUCUGGGCAACUCUUUUUUCUGAAAUUGUUCCAUUUUUUGUUUGUACAGUCGCUCACAGUUAUAAAAUAUCAGGUUUUAAUGUCCAAAAUUCAUUUUUUAACAACACUUUACAGCUGAAAAGAGACAGGAAAUGUGGAAAAAUGAGGGAGGAGAAUGUGGGGACUACAUGAAGCAUGAGGAUUUGAACCAGCAACCACUGCAGCGACCACAGAAACCUCUAAAUAAGGGUUGCUUAGCUCUUUGAACCUGCAUUUGUGGAUGUAGAGUGAAACUAUUUUCCCAAACGGUGCAUUUGGAAGGAUUUUUAGCUCAUGCGGCGACCUCCACGACAGAGCCAUGUCUGUUUUUGAUGCAGUGCUGCCUGAGAGUCAUCUGUGGACACUCAGCUGAGGAACCAGACCUCUAUUACUUCAUCCUGGCAGUCCUGGACCUGGUUUGAUGGUUCGCUGUGUUUGUCACAUUAUCUGGAGCCUCAGGGAACAAGCAUCCUCAAACUAUCUCAUUUGUUGUUUUCCUGUUAAAUGAUCUGGGAAUUGGAGAAAAUAAUAAAUGAAAGCAGUCGGCAGCACAUUACUGUCUUACAGUCUGUCCUUUCUGGUGAUUUUCAGCUCCGGCUCACUCCUCAUCCCUCUCCGAAACACCUUUUCCAAAAGGUCCACCAUGAAACUGAAACAGAUUCACCGCUCAAAUUACCGCUUUGCACGCAAACUCACAGCUAGACGGGAGUUUAGUCAAGGUUCAGGUAAUUCCCUCGCUCUCUCUCUCUUUCGCAGCGGGGUGGAGUUAUCGCUUUCAUUUCCAGGCUUUAUCGUCCCACAUCUAUCAGCACUCUCCUUGUCACAUGAACUUGAAGUGAACACGGGUUGUUUUCGCAGCAGAACAGAAACUAAUCGAUGUUCCUGUGAGCAUUUCUCUCCUUCAAGAAGGUCGACUUUUGCACCAUUGCUGCCUCAUUGCGAGUCAAAACAGCGUCUCAUGAAGGUGCGAUUUUAAAGUCACAACAAGAGAAACAUCAUGUUUACUCAUGAUGAAGAUUUCCACUGCAGAGAUUCUUGCUGAAAUUCAUGGCAGAGGAGCUAAAGGAGGAAACUGAGCAGCUCUGAGGUGUUUUUGUUCCUGCUGACCCCCGUUGAGAGCUCUUAUCGUCAGUCUUACCCAUCUGGUUUCCAUCCCAUUAGUCAGAGUACAGACCUUUCACUGCGUGCCAAUUUGCCUCAUGCUCUUUUGUUUCUCCUGCAUCUUGGGGCUUUAUUUUGAAAGCAGAAGCUCAGGUGUUAAAUAUAGGAAGCCAUUAUAGGCGGGGAUUUAAAUACUCUAAAUGCCACGUUCGUUUAUUUUUACGUCUUAUUUUUAGGGUUUCAGAGGUCAUUCGCAUCGAUGACGCUCUGGGACGCUCUCUAAACCCCCGGCGCACCACGGCAGAUGGCGCGAAUAUUUUGCUUGGCUGCAGGUUGCAGGGCAAGACAGGAUGGGAAGAAACGGAGAGCGCAGGAAGAAAAACAGAAUAAUUAAUAGGUAAAAUCUGUCCGUGAAGACCUGAAUGGAGAGCUGACACAGGGAUUGAGAUGCAGAGCGGACUUGUGUGACUGUUUUACUGGCUUUCUUUUGAGGGGGGAGAAAGAUGUGUUUCAUUAAGUCUUCAUCUGGACAUAAAGGGAGUUUCACGGCAACAAAAGACAGAGAGGGCGACAUAUAUAUGAAGGUUUUCUUUACUUUAGGUCUUCAGGGGGGAAAGUAAUAAAAAAAGAGCUUUUACUUCGACGGGGGCCGCGUCUGAGUCUGGCUGACACUAACCUUGUAGGAUAGGAGAGGUCUUGGCUUUCAGCAGAGAAGGUUCGGUUUGGUUUGGCGGAGGAGAGUUUGUCUGACAGGGAACUGGCAGGUGUUUAAAGGUUCGACUCGAGCCUGAACACAAGAAAUUAAGGAUGAACCUCAGCUGAGAUUCAGUGAGAAUGCAAAUCAUGAAAAUUCAGCCUCGAACGUUUGGCGAGCUCGCAGACUUGGACCGAAAGGCAGCAUAUAACAUAUUUCCUGCUCUCUGUUUGGUUCUCUCUGGACCCUUCGGCCUUGUUUACUGUCAGUAACACAAACCAGACGCACUCACUGUGUGGGACCUACCACAAUUAACCCCCGGGUGACUGUAAUGUAUAUUUAAACGCACAUUUUGUGUCAGGGGCGCCAUUACAGGGAGGUUUGCUGCAGAAAUGCCACAAUUAUGGGAGGUAAACAUCCUCAGGAGGUUUUUGAAGAAUAGCCAAUUUACAAGAAAGAAACUUUGUGUUUUCACUUUAAAUCUCUCAUAAGAAAGGUAUUUUUGCAUAAAAACAUGACAAACAAGAACUGAGAGCCGUUUUUUCUUCCUAUUCCCAUGUCCAAGGCUAUUUUGAUAACUUCUUAUUAAGGCUUGUCCGUUUUGGAGGACUUUGGAUGUUUGGACCAGGCUUAAAGCCAGACUCCAGCACAUUCAGCUGAAGUGCUCUUGGUUUCUGAAGGCUCACUGCUGGACCUGCUCGCCUUCUAAUUAUCUCCAAAGUCAGAGGCCAUGCUGGUGUGACGCCCUGUGAGGACAGCUGUGUGAAACGCCGCCUUUAAGGACACGACAUUGGCCUUUGCAGGUUGCUUUUAUGAUCCGGCUCUGCAGCAGGACACUCUGUGACUCUCCGACUGUUUUGUCAGACUCUGUAAUUGUGCGUCUGUAUCCAGUGAAGGCUUUGUGCAGCAGAGAGAAACCUCCAUAUGUCCCGGUUUGCAAAAAUCACUCUUCAUCUGCCGGAUAAGAAAAAAAAUCACACUUCAAGUCGUGAUAGAAACAUGUCUCUGUGUGAGACUGAGUGUGCUUGGCUGACUAAGAAAGGCUCAUUGAUGGUCGUCGCUGAAUGGAGGGAUUGUGAUUUGGACUGAAAGGACCUCAGUCUGAGCUCCACAGGGUCUCAUCUACUUCUGGUCGGCUCCACUCACCGCUUUUUAACCUUAAAACUCUCCAAACACAAACAUUUAGGCGUUUUUUUCUUUGCCUUCAACACGCUGACUCUGCCUCCUUAAUAUCCAGGAUGUGCAAAACCUCCAUAUAGAUCACAUUUGACCUCGACUGAGUGGUCGUUUCCUCCUCUGAAACUGCUGCCAGGAUGAAAACACACCACGAGAGAGCAGGCUGGAGGAUCCUAUUUUAAGGCCCUCUUUAAUUUAGGAAGCAACAUCCUCUCUCUGUGAUGGUUUCUUUAUUUUUGGCCGGUCUGAUCCCUCAUUCUGGAUCUGUAGGUCGAUCAGGAUUCAAACCACUUCUCUCGAUAGAUUUGUGCUGAACUUCCCCAUCUUGGUGUGUUUACUCCUCUCAGGAAAUACCAACAGCUUCGUGAAAAAGUAGCGUAGUAGAGCCGUGGACCUAACUUCUGAUCCUGAUUUAAGACACUGGAAAUGAUACCUGCAAAGGCACUCUGGGGACUUUGAGCGACUGCAGAGAACCAAGCCAGAAACCUGGGAGUAACCUUCGAUUCAGACCUCACCUUCUCCACCCAUAUCCAUAAGGUUGUCCAGUCCUGUUUCCUUCACCUGUGUUCUACUGCAAAGAUUAAACAGAUACUCACCCCACCAUAUCUCGAAAAGAUAAUCCACACCUUCAUUUUCUUAAGACUUGACUAUUGUAACUCUCUCCUCCCUCUCUCCCGCCUUCAACUAGUUCAGAAUGCAGCAGCUCGGCUUUUAACUGGUUUUAGUCGACGGCAUCACAUCACUCCAAUUUUAACCUCCUCCUGGUUGUUCCAAAGUCGAGGCUCAAAACUAAAGGUGAUCGAUCUUUCUCCAUCAGAGCUCCUCGACUUUGGAACGACCUGCCAGAGGAGCUGAGGCGUGCAGAGACAGUCGCUUCUUUUAAGUCAAUUUUAAAAACUCACUUUUACAGACUUGCUUUUAUGUGACACCGUCUUUAACCUUUUUUCUCCUCUUUCUUUUAUCUCUUUUACCUCUCUUAUUUCGACUUGCUAUCCUUUGAGCCUUUGUUUUACUUAUAAUCUUUUCUUAUUUUACCUCUUAGGUCCUUCAUUGAUUUUAAUAUUUUUUAUUAUUCCAUUUUAUCAUUUAUAUUACCAUCAUUAUUAUUUUAUUAUGAUUUUAUUAUUAUUAUUAAUAUCCUCUUUUAUACACCGAUUCGGGUGAGCGGUUUGUGUACACCGCCAUCUUGUGGCGGCGUGCGACGUCACGAAGUUGUCAUGCUAUCAACAAAUAAACGUAUGCUAGUAAAUAGUGUCUGAGACCUGGUUUGACGAUGUCAUACAGUGGCCUCCGGUUACUGAUGAAGGUAUCUUAAAUUAAUACCGAUAUUAAUUUGGGAAUUAAUAAGAUGAAAAGUAUGAAGUAUUUCAUUGUGAAAUACUGAAGUAGGAGGAGAUGUGUGUGUAAACACUGGCUAGGCUACAUUUAUACUGACCCUCGCAAGCUAACAGGCAAUUGAUCAUUAUGUACAAGCCUACGUGAUUAAAAAAUAAUGUAGGAAUUAAAUAUUUGUUUCGUGGGCUAUCAGUGUUAUGCCGAGAAAUGCAUGCCUGCCAAGAUCUAAAUGCGGGGCGUGGGAUCGCGCACAACUAAGAACUGAAUGGAUGUUACAUUAGCUCAGCUCUUAGCAACAUGGACUGUCUUCUUUCAGUAACGGCAUGUGCGUCUCACAUAUCGACUUUUUCCACAACUGUAGUCUUUUACUGUUGUUGUAACAGCCGAUGACGGCACACGUCCUCCCAGACUGUCUUGACGUAGUUGUGCAGGGUUGCUUGUGUCGCUGCUCGCUGCGUACAGCACUGCUUCUCGUUCGCUUCGCGCACACCGCAGUAAUGGCGGCCGUACUACUUCCGGUCAUUUCGCCGAAUCAGUGUAUACUUACUAGCCGGUUAGCUGCUUUCUGCCCCCCUUUUCUAUUUCAUUUCUUCUUCUUACCUAUUUUAUGUUUUUCUUUUGGUCCUCAUGGUCCCAUUUUAUGUUGUAGGGUUGUUGUAUUGUCUUGGUUUCUUAUGAAAAAUGAAAUUGGCCUUCAAUUCAGAGGCCUUGUUUUUAGGUGCUAUAUAAAUAAAGUUAUUAUUAUUAUUACUGUAAAACGCACCUUUAGCUGCGCUCUCCGGGCCGAAUCCGACCCCCGCUCGGAGACUAAUCCUUGUGUUAUUGUCCGCUGGUGUCCAUUUUAAAAAAUGUCACCACCACUCCUCUAAAGACGCUCCCCUUUGCAUUCUUCGGUCUAACUUUACUUGAAUGUGAUACUUGAGACCUCCCUUGUGCAUGCACGCAGGCUUACUGUAGUCGCUCAAGAGGGGUUUGCUAAAAUUGAAGGAAAUUGGAGUCUGUCUUCGUCUAAUUGAGCCCAUCUUGGACAACAUGACCUAUUGCACCGAGAUUUGCAAAAAGAAUUCUCAACAUAACUUUGUGCUUGAAGAAAAGGAAAGACUGAUUUUGUCCCUAUUUUCUUCGUUCCUUUCUUCACAUUCUCCUGAAGUGCUCUCCUUUUUCUGUCUCAGCAUGUGCUUUGUGUUUUCUGGGUCAUAUGGUAAAGCUCCUGCAUCCCCCUCUGAGCCAAAUUCUGCAGAAAUUGGACUUUUCGUUGUUGAACUUGGAGAUUUCACGCAGAAGUUUCCAUGCAAUCUUUCAAUAACACCAUGGUAGAGGUUCGAACUGUGAGUAUAUUUGUGGUUAAAGCCAAAAGGAAGGGUGGGAGUCUUUAGGAGUAAGACAUCUUUGGUAUCCGUUUGUUUCUAAGCCUCACUACUCUCGAGUCCUCUCCCACUCCCUCUUCUCCUCCCGUAACCUUCCUUAAACCGAGAUUACCGCCACCAAGAACCGGAUCUUCUGCAAACUCUUAACCGCGGCGUCUGUCACUUUCCCUGCCUCUCUAAUCGGGCCGGUUCAUGUUAGUUUUUCUCAAAGCGCCGCUGUCGUGAGAGUAUGUGAGUCCAGGCUGACCACACAGAAACAGAUGGACACACACGGUAGCCAGAUGGUGACAGACUUGGCUCACACUUAAGGCUUGCGUUGCUCUGAUUCUUCUCGACACUCGUUGCUUUCACAACUUUUUCACACUAUAAUACAGCGUCAGUUUUAGCUCGCUUGAUUUGGACUCAGAUUAGUUUUUUCCAGAUCAGUUUAAACGCUCGAUUCAAUCCCAUAUGAGAUGUUUUGGAUAGUGAUAAAGGGGUACUGCAGGCCCAGUGGUCUGCAGGCCUCAAGUGGACCGCUGAUCACGCAGAUCAGCACCUGCUUCUCCCGGUCUCAAGGUGCAUAUAGAGUGAAUGUUUUGACUACAAGUGAGGCAUGAAAAUCAGAUAUGCUGAUAGACAAAAUCUGCUUGUGAGCGCCUGUCAGAGAAGGAAUGUGCAUCUUGGCUUUCUUGCUUCCAUUUCUGCUCCUUUUUAAGUCUAAUGUCGUCUUCUCUCUUUCAGCAACGCUCCCCUGGCAAAGUUCUGUUCGACCUCAUCUGCGUCCACCUCAACCUGGCAGAGGGAGACUACUUUGGGCUGGAGUACCAAGACCACCGAAAGAUGACGGUAAGAGAUGCUAACACACACAUCCUUCUCUCCACCCUCAUCUUUUUUUGAUUCAAGCCUCCACCUGGACUCGGUUAUUCCACGUGUUUCAUGACGGAGCAGCUGGUUGUAAUAAUUUGCACACUUGCUGUACUUUCCAAGGGCGUGUCUGCAGAUUGCAGAUGCCGCGUUAAAAACCCAGUAAGACACUCUGCUCCACACGCAGACCUUCACUGUGCUUCUCAGAGCCCGGGGCGGAAGAGCAGCAGCAGCUUUGAAGCGGAUCGAUAGAACAGAUGAAGUAAUGCUGACGAAACGGCGACAGCCCACGAACACGGGAAGAUUCAGACCCACUCUGCAAUGAAAGCAGCCGUAAAUCAAACAGAUGACUGCGUGUUUCUGCUCUUGUUUGUUAGUGAGCGUGGAUUUUUGCUUGCAUCACAGUUUUAUGCAUUCAUGUUGCCAUACUAGAUUUAUAAACUCGCCAUAAAACGGGCGCUUACAUCCCAAUACAGCCAUGGAUGCUGCUUCUUGCUAGAGCUGUUUCCAUGGUUUCCAAAAAAAAAAAGUCAAUUUUAGUUCAACAGACCGCAGGACAGUUUCCAACUCACCUCAGUCCAUCUUAAAGAGGCUCUGGAGAAGUUUGCAUCGUUGUUAGAUCAUGCAGACACAAACUAUGUUCAUGGAUGAUGGUUUUGAGCCCAUGCGGUGACUCCCACUACAGAGUCAUGUCUUUUUUUUUUGUCCCUUUUGUGCAUUUUUUAAUGAUUCUAUCCAGAUUCUGACUUUAGAAACACAGACAAAAACAAACGCUUGAGUUUAAAGACCCACUCCGAUGAAAAUCAUGUUUUUCUUGUUGUCUACAUGUUCACACGGCAUUUUUCUGAUACUACAGGACAUGUCAUGAGAAAAAGAGUGUGAAAUUGCAUUUAUGACUAUUUCUGCAUUCAAAUUGCUGUAAAAUCGGAGAAGUAGAGAGGAUGAUCACGGAGCAAACUGUGUGCGUUAGCGGACUGCAAUGCUCGUAAGAAAGCUAAAUAUGACAUUAGCUUUCAUCAUGUCCCCAAAGACAUUAGUGUCUGAGAGCUGAAUAGCUCCUAUGUUACCUGUUUCUUCAACUACACCGGUGAUGUUGUGCUGCAAGCUAACUCGAGGAGAAGUGUGCAGAGCAGCGCUGUCUGUGCCCACGACUCAGAGACGAAUUACUAAUGAUCUACUGGAGCUCUGCAGAAGAAAAGCCCUUAAAAAUGAAACAGAUAACAUGAUUUUGGCUAAAAAACGUCAUAAUCACAGUUUAAAGACCGCUGAGAACACUUUAAGUCGUAAAAAAAUAAAACUAUCGGAGUGGGACUUAAAAGGAAGAGCCUUUGUUUACGGUUUGAAACCCAAAUCAGCUAAAAUUAUAAUGCGGCCGCAUUAGCAGUCAUGCUUUUAUGCCAGAGUGCUGCAGUAAGUUAUGAAUUCAGCUUGUGAAAAAGGGAACAAAAGGAACAAAAGGUGUUUUUUUCUGUGCAGAUUCAAGGAGAAGCUCCCCGAGUAGCUUGAGUGAGUUAUGUGAGACUGAAAAUGUGCUUUCUCCUCUGUAGGUAUGGCUGGACCUGCUGAAGCCGACACUGAAGCAGAUUCGACGUAAGUAUGACACAAAUGUCGUUUCCUCUUCGUGUCUUACAACACCCUGCUGUUAGGGUUAAAGCCUUCAUGCUGAAAAGUAUAAUUCUGCUAUUAAAAAGUCAUCCUGUUCUUGACGAAAGUAUACAUUUCUCUCUCUUUCUGUGUAACCAUAUCCUUUCCUUUCCCUCCCUCAGGGCCUAAAAACACCAUCCUUCGUUUUGUGGUCAAGUUCUUCCCUCCUGACCACACACAGCUCUUGGAGGAGCUGACUCGGUAGGUCUUCUCGGCGCUGAAAACCACACCUAUCCUUUCUUAUUUAAAGACGUGUUGUUUUGCUGUUGGUUCUCCGUGUUUUCAGUCCUUCGGGAGGGUUUUUACAGCUGUGUUUGCAUCUGUCCGACAGAGACUCGCCAUUUUUAACACUUCUGUACCCACAUGCUGUAAAACCAACGAGUUAGUUCGUCCUGUCUGGACCAGAGCGAGUGAAUCAGGGCAUCGCUCAGCUUGAACAUAAAUAGAAGCAUGAUUAGACCCUCGAAAUUUUCCCAGAAUGCUGCAGCUCGCUCUCAACUGCCCAGCUGGAAUCACUUGAGACGAGAGCUAAGCAGGAAGCGAGCAAAGUGCCUCUCUAAUGUGAGAUUGAAUAAAGUCAUAAUCCUAAAGAUCAAGAUCCAAAUCCCGUUUCUGACGCUCUUUGAAGUCUGAGAUCUUAUUAUAUUCAAAUUGCAAAAUUUAAGGCCUUUAUUGACCAAACUCUUUAACUGCAACCCGCCAAAAAAGUUGGUUUUGACUCUUACAAUGAAAAAAAGUCGAUCACUAAUCAGGAUUUUGGGUUUGCACAUGAGGUGGCCAAACAAACAUGAGGGCACGCCACCCCUGGCUUCCCUUCUAGACACGCCCCUGCUGCACCCGUGACUCAAAUGCAUCAAUUACUGCCAGACUUCUUCAUGAAAACAAUGAGUUUGUUUGGCUGUGUUGUUCUUCUGUUGUGUUAACUGCUUGAACAGUUUGUCACAUUCAAACCAGAUAAGUUUAUUGAACCGUUCGGGACUUCAUUUGUGUGACAGGAUAAAAGAACCACAAAUUACCACAAAUAAAGCAAAGAAAAGUACAAUCCUAAACUCUAACUGCACCGCAAGAGAGUAAUCAUCACUUUGAAAUGCUUUACAAACUCCCUCUGACAUAUUUCGGCCUCUCAGACGGCCGGUUUACUCCACUGAUCUCAUUUUGUCUUAAAGUGAGCCAGCUGACUCCACAUUAAACAGGAAGUGGGCACACAGCCUUAAUUUCCUUUGUUUGGCCUGCAUAGCUUCUCUCUGUGCUUCCUUUGAUGGAUAAUGUGGGCAUGGACGGACCAAUUAUGUCCACGGAGAGAUUGGAAGAAAGAUUUCUUUGAUUAUAUCAGGCUGAAUUAGCCUUUUCAUUAAGAACAGAGCAUUUGCAAAUUAGGUCUUCUCCAUUAUGUUGAAGUUGAGAUCUUAUUUUUUUACGUCAAAGUGCCCUGUAACGAAAUAUCUCCUAGCAAAUACAAUUUACAUAAUGCAUUUGACUCCAAAUUGCUGCAGCCAUUUUAAACAUGGCUGUAAUAAAAGAUAUGAAAACUCACCAAACCUCAUUAACUUUUCAAGAGAUAAUCGUGUAGCAUAAAAAGGUCGAAUUAAAUCUGCUGCGGACCAUUAAUCCCUCCCCCUGUAUACACACAUAAAUGCUCUCUAAUGUACGGCUGGCAGCUAGUCCUCUAUUUGUCCUCAAACAGCAAGAAAACAGAGGCAGGAUUAGCCAAACUCUGUAUUUAUAUGGGCUUCAAUUAGAGGAAAUUUGAAUAGGCUUUGGUUCACUUUCUUUUUUUCAUUGACUGAUUGUGUUUCCUCCCUAAAUUAGAGAUUCAUAUAUGGUCGGUAAAUGCAACCUCUGAGCAUGUUUGUACAGAUAAACAGCCAGUGAAUUUUUCCAUUUAUAAAGACUCCAUUAACCUCCUCAUUUAAUUGCUUCCAGUCUGUUCUCCCACACUGUCUGAAAUCUCUGUCUGCCUCAUCUCUUAUCCCCGUCUCCUCUCUUUCUUCCUCCUCCAGGUAUCUGUUCGCCCUGCAGAUAAAACGUGACCUGGCCUGCGGUCGUCUCAUCUGUAAUGACACCAGCGCCGCCCUCAUGGUCUCCCAUAUCAUACAGUGUAAGUGCAGCACAGAGAUCCGGUUAGGGUGGCAGGAUUUGAUAGAUUUUUGAUCCACCAUCCUGUUAAUUUGAGGAUAAACUUGUCAGAUUUAAGGUCCUUACACACCGGGAACGACGCAAAUAUACGGCACGAAAUUACGAAAUAUUCAGAUGUAUUGACAGGAUACAGGUUCUAAAAAAAAAUAUUGACGUCCGAAAUAAUCGCCCGAAAAAAACGAUCCCGGUGUGAAAGGACCUUUAUUCAUUAUAAAAGUUUCAGAAGAAUUUCAUCAGAGCAGAUGGCUGAUUAGAACAUCUUAGAUAUUUAUAUUAGGAGAUUGGACUUGGACUCAACUCUGAAUCAACUCUGACACUACACACGUUUAAUCCAAACUUGAUUUGGGAUGGACGCAGAAUGACAGGGACUAGAUUGGAAUUCAUCUUCUGUAAUUUGGAUUUGACCCCAAAACUACUGGGACUCUAGCUAACUCAGAUUUGUACUUGGACUGGACUCAGAAUUCCCUUAGUUUUGAUUUGGACUUGACAUAAAAAUCAACUCAGAUUUAACUUGGACCAGACUUGAAUUUGGACUCAAAUCAGUUUCGACUCAGUCUCAAUUUGGACUUGACUCAGAUUCAAUCUUAAUUGGACUUGAUUUGGACUCAGUGCAAUAUAGCAUGUAAAGUAAAGGAGGUUGACUGAUUAUUGGCCCAUUAUCGGGUGGAUACUCAGCUUUGACUGAUUAUCUGUAUCGGCUUUCAGUUUUGGAGAUUAAAUUUUGUUCGUUCAAAAUAUUGAUUAAUGCUCUUAUGUUCGAUAAUUAUCUUUAUCGGUAUCGGCUCUGAAAAGCCGAGAUCAGUCAACAUCCAAGUCCUAUGCUGCGUUUGAGUUACCUUGGAAGUCGGAUGUCAGAGCUGAAAAUGACAUCACACCCAAGUUACCUGCGUUUCAGUUACCAAGGAGGCGGAAAGAAGAUGGCUACAUCUACGAAGGUUAUUUUAGCAUCCCCGUUCGUAGAUGUAGCCAUCUUGUUUCCGCCUCCGAUUUUGCUUUUUUCCGACUUGGUAACUGAACGGCUGGUAACUCUGGUGUGAUGUCAUUCCCAGCUCCGACAUCCGACUUCUGAGGUAACUGGAACGCAGCAUAAAGCCACGGACCUUAUAAAAGUACACUCAUGUCUCCAUGGCAACAAUAAAAAAAAUUCUGCAUUCUGAGGGCAGACGUUUUAAAUUUAUCACAUCUGAAGAGGGUUUCACUCUCACUGUGGGAUCCAGUAGAAAGAGAAAAAGGCCGAAUGCUCGGUUUGUGUGUAAGUCCAUAAAUCACCCGGCGUACAAACACAUGACAGAUACUCCCUUCGGGGGGAUUUCAGCAGCAUUUACUCGCUCCGGCUUGUGUGCCCGUAGCUCAGAUUUAAACCAGCCGGUAAAAAUAAGCAAAGAAACCAUCAAAUUUGGCAUCAAUUUAAAACAAAACAGGAUUUGGAAUAAGACCAGAGGGAAGCGGAUCAGUCAGGUCUGUCCGCUGUAACAUCAUUCAUGACGUUUGAGUUCAAUGCAAGAGCUUGUCCACAGCUACCUGUUAUUAUCCUGCACCCUAUGUGGAGGAUGUGGGAUUUAUAGAUUCAAUUCAGUCGUGCAGACAGCAGCCGGCUUCAGCCCAGCAUGCUAAAGAAUAUUGCUCGGUUGCCGUGGUAACUGCCACUGCUGCGCCUGUUUUUUGCACCUGCGGGUGGUACACAAUGAUUGUUGCUGGUUUCGGACAGAUGGAGUCCCACGCAUCAGUACACCUCACCUGAUUUACAGUAGAAGAAAAACCUGUAAGAGAAAAAAAGACGCGACAACAUAAGCCCCACAGUUUUCAAUCUGUUACUCUGUCUUGUGUUUUCUCAUUAGGCUGAAUAAAUAAUAAAUCACCCUCUCCUUCUUGUGCCCCCUCUAUCAGCUGAGAUCGGGGAUUUUGAUGAGACCCAGAGCUGGCAGCACCUCCUCCACAACAAAUAUCUGCCUGACCAGGACGCGAUCAGAGAUAAGAUCACCGACUGCCACCGCAAGCAUGUGUAAGUCGUCACCUGCAUGAACACACAUGCUUUCACCGUAUGCCCUCUAAAGGUCCUUACACAGUGGGAGUGUUUUUUUCGUGCAAUUAUUUCAGACGUCAUUUUGUUUUUCGAACCCAUAUCCUGUUAAUACAAGCGUUCACAUCAGUUUCAUUGCAGCAUUAAUUUUUUCGUAUAACGGUCAAAUUUUCUAAACUUUCGCAUACUACGUCGACGUCAGAUUCACCGGUAGAUAUAACAUGGCUGACCGGCUGAUUGUUUACGUGUCGGAGAACAGAGUGCUUUUUGAUAAAAGACACAAGUAUUACAAAGAUAACGACCUGAAGGGAUGCGUCUUUUUUCCCCCCGGAAAGUCGCAAAAUCGCACUUGAUGUGUAUAGUCAGGAGCGUCAAAAUUCACCUCCGAAUAUUUCGUAAUUUCGUGUCGCAUAUUUGCGUCGUUCCCUGUGUGUAAGGACCUUAAGCAUUAUGUGAUAGAAGAUAGAAACCAGGGUGCAUUAUACAUAUAUUAAUGAUGUGUUAUAAUUUGCUUAUAAACUUGUAUAACUAUCAUUAUAAACACUCAUUAAUUAUCAUAAAGCUUUAUAACAAUAAGCAUAACACGUUAUAAUACCUGACCUUGUAAUUCAUGAUGAAAUGCUUUAUAAUGUGUUGUGAUUAUUGCUAUAAAGCAUUAUGAUCAUUUAUGAGUGUUUAUAACUAUAGUUAUAUAGUGCUAUAACGUGAUUGUAACACAUUAUACAUAUAUUUAUAAUGAGAGAGAGGCGUCAAGUAAAGGGUUACCUUGUUUUAUUAUUCUAAUAAAAAUGUAAUAUAUUUUUGUACACUUGGAGAAAAUUUGAAAAAUUUACACUCAUUGGCGAGCAUUGUUUUUUUACUUUGCAAUGCACCCUGGGAAAUGAAUGCGUAACAGACUAAUGCAAGCGAAGAAGUCAGGGAAGGAAAUUAGAGUGACCCUGAGUGCACUAAAAAGUAUUUAUCAAUAUGUCUUAUUAUAAAGGGGACUUUUUAAGGGCCUGUGUGCACUUUUUAAAACACAGAAACCACUUCUGUUUGGAGCAUUACAAUGAGAAAGCGUUUCUUAAAUUAAAAUAUCAUACAAAAUUAGAAAAACAGCUGCAGUUUCACAAGAAAUCGUCUCAUUUAUGCUUCAAAGUAAGAUUUAAUGAGCUAUAAUAUGGACUCUAUGUGGAGUCAAUCAAAUCAGACUUCCAGCGUUAAACUCUGCAGGUAAAUUAUUCAGUGCAGUGAAGCUCAAACAACCAAGAGAAGUGAAACUAAAGGAGGUCAAAGGGGCGGCAUUGUUUUCCAGAAAAUAGCUCUCCAAGAUUAUCCCUGCUUGGAAAAACAAUGCUGAGCCGAGCUUAAGUCUGACUGGAGAUCAGUCUGUGUUUGUCAUUCAUCUUUGAAGAAACAGAUUGGACAUUUAAACACACUUCCACACUUGAGAUAUUUAUCUGUUUAACCUCAAACACGCCCAUUUCACCAAACCUUUACUGUAAGCCUCCCCUGCAGAGAUGUUUAUCUGUUUCGGCACGCCACUUUGCACUCCCCUCAUGCCCCUGUGGGAUCACACGUUCACACAGCACACCUCAUUUACAUGAAAGCUGUGAUCCCCCCCCCAUCUGCUGCUGUUUGCAAACACAUGAAAAAACAGUGUUUGGUUUUUGUAUGAUUUAAAUACCGCAAGAAAAAAACUAAUUUAACCGCAUUUACCAGCUUACAAAACCACACCACUUCCUCACAAGUCGGUUAUUUGUCAUUCUUACACCACAUCCUCACACUCCGGACUCCCUCACCCUCUUCCCUUCAACCCUUUAACCACCCUCCAACCCGACGCAGGAAGGAAGUGGCUAAUUCAGCAGCUUAUACAGGAAACAGGAAGUUAUUUUCAGAUUUGUGAGGAAACAAACUUAUUUUACAGCAGAUGUUUUUUUUUUACUCUUGAGGGUGCUGCCAUCUGAUACCGCGGUGGAUUUCAAGACUGUUUGUUGUUUCUACACACAUACAUCUAGAUUAGGAACCUGGACUGGGACGCGUCUAACAUCUGGAACAAACAAUCAACCGUAGCACCACUUUGUCAGAACUGAUUUUCCGAAAUGUGUCAAAAUAAACCUCAUAAUCACUUCCCACCAAUAAUAGUUUAUUGAUAGAUUAACUGGUUUAUUAUUUCCCUCAUAGCGGGCAAACCCCUGCUGAGUCAGACUACCAGCUCUUGGAAAUCGCAAGACGCUUGGAGAUGUACGGCAUCCGUCUGCACCCUGCGAAAGACCGGGAAGGGACUAAGCUCAGUCUGGCUGUGGCGCACACUGGAGUGCUGGUUUUCCAGGUGAAUUCACACACACACGCACGCACACACAUAAGAUUCAACAGCUUAUCUUUAAAGUGCUUCUCUGACAUUUGAGAUGUUCAGAGUUGAAGGUAUGAGUUUUGGAUUCCUGAGAUGUUUUCUUGAAGGUGGUGAUUUGUCAUAUUCUGGGGGACUAUUUCCUUAAUUCCUGCUGCUCAGUUCAGUGAUUGACCUCAUUGUUUCUAUAUGAAUCAUCGUACAGACGUUCUCAGAGACAAAAACCUCUUAACGUGUGUUUUGAUUGAAGUCUAUGGAAGUUUAUGUUUGUACUUUGUGGGUAUGAAAAAUGUAACGAUCCGUGCUUUAAAUCUUCUUAUUCUGUUUUUGGCCUUUUUUGAGUGGUUAAAACAGUGGCUAGAGGAGAAAAUGGGUUUAAAAAGCAGGGAGUGGGAUGUGUUAAAGACACCGGGGGCAGGAAUUAAACCCAGACUGUCCAUUUGAGACAUAACCUCCAUAUGUGGGGUGCACACUAGAGUGUUUAUGAGUAAGGGGCUGUGUCCACUGACUGUAUUCAGCAUCAAAUGUGCUAAAGCAUCGAACCACAUUUGUCGCACUUGAAGUUGACAAAUAGUUUACUGCAAAAAUAUUAUUCAUAAGUAAAUAACAAAGACUAAAUACAUAUAUAGACAUAGGGCAAGGUGUUGUGCCGCAUUCAGUCCGGGGCAUGCGGGGGUUGGGGUGGGGGUCUGGGGGCCUAGGGGGAUGCAGGCGGGUCUCGCGCGAGUGGGAAGGGACCAGAGGUGGUCCACAAAUUCCUUCCUUCUUCUUCUUCUUCUUCUUCUUAUUAUUAUUAUUACUAUUAUUGUUGUUAUUAUUAUUAUUAUUAUUAUUAUUAUUAUUAUUAUUGAUAUUAUUAUUAUUAUUAUUGAUAUAUUUCGUGUAGUAUAAUUUUCUUUUUCUUUUGCUUGUCUGACAAUUGUAAUAUUUAUUUAUUUUUUUCUUUUUCAUUAUUAUUCACAUAUAUAAUACACACACACCACACAAACACACACACACACAAAACCACAAAUGCCAUUGUUUGUUGUAUGUCUUGUAUUGUCACACUGUACAAAUAAAAAAAUAUAUAUAUAUAUAUAUUAUUCAUCGUUUCAUAAUGUCUCUUCCUUUGUUUAGGGUUACACAAAAAUUAACGCUUUCAACUGGUCCAAGAUCCGGAAACUGAGCUUCAAACGCAAAAGAUUCCUGAUCAAGCUGCGAGCAGAUCCGGCUGUAAGUCUGCAUCACUCGUCUUUCCACUUUAUGUGUCUGAUAUGAUCUUUCCAUUCAUGCUAAAGAAUUUCUUUACUUCUUGCAGCAGAGUGCCCACCACGACACGCUGGAGUUCACCAUGGCCAGCAGGGAUUGCUGUAAGAUCUUCUGGAAGAUCUGCGUGGAGUACCACGCCUUCUUCCGGCUCUUCGAGGAACCUAAGCCCAAACCUAAACCCAUCCUCUUCACCAGAGGAUCCUCCUUCCGCUUCAGGUGAGAAGGGGACAGAAAAAGGAGGAAAUGUUGGCCAUUUAUUUGAUUUAAAUAUGUGUUUUUAAUCAUUAAAUUUUCUUGUCUCGCAGCGGUCGAACCCAGAAGCAGAUCAUCGACUAUGUGAAAGACUCUGAGCUCAAAAAGGUUCCAUUCGAAAGGUGAAAUUCCCUCAUUUGUCGAAAUGUCUUUAACAGCAGAAACAAGUAUUUAUGGUUGAGAUUGAACUUUGUUUUUAUUCUUCCUUUACUUCAGGAAGCACAGUAAGAUCCUGUCCAGUGUCGGCAUGUCUCCUCAGUCAUCUUCCUUCAGGUCACAAGUGCCGAAAGAGGUGAAACACUCUGAACACUAAAUAUACACUACAGGGAUUUGUUUUGAACAGUCGGUCCAAAGUAACGUUGAAAGUCAUUUGAAAGGCAUCUUGACUGUUUCCUUUGUUGUCCCGUUUCCUCCUUCCUAGAGUGCCAUGUCUGUCCAAUUAGCGGACUACCCUGACUCAUCCAGACUGGUCUAUCAAGCCGCAUCCAACGGUUCCGAGGAGCCACCGGCCGCCACAUCCUCCGCCAAUGGCUUCCACGAUGCUGACCCAGCUCAAUCCAGCCAGAACCACAACGGCACGGGGACGGCGCCAGAUCCACAGUUCCUCAACCCAGGUCCAUCCUGCAGGGCAAACAAAGGCAGCAGCUCGUCUAUUCCUUACAUAGACUGCAGCGACAUAGACAGUGAAUGUGAUGUGGGGAAGAACAACAGGGCCUCCAGGGGCCACAGCAAUGCAAACGACAGCAAUGCGGAUGAGUCUAGUGUGUACGAUAGAAACCAAAAUGGAGGUAGUCAUCGCAAUGGGGGGCAAAAUGGAGGGUUAUUUGGGUCUGUAAAUGGUUUCUACCAUACCAAUCACCAGGGGCUUAUGCAGCAGCAUCAACAGCAGGGCAUGAAUGGGCACCAGCAACAGCAGCAGCAAGGUAUUCUGGGAAACAGAGGCACUGUAAAUCAGGCCAAUAAGUUUAAUGGAAGCCACGAGUUGACAGAUGAUGAAAUUCUAUCCAAUGGCGGUUCCAUUCAUGGCCGCCUCCCUCUCCACAGCACACUCCUGGAUGAGAUUUUCCAAGGUCGAGACAAGCGCGUCGUAGCAGUAGGGCGACCAUUGGGAACGGGAACUCGUAGUCAGUGCUCGAGUCCAGUGAUCAGCAGCUUUCACCACCGGACAAAUUCCUUAAGUCACGCCGAGAUGACAAACGGGCACGGGCAGCAGCAUCCAGCCCCGCGCUGGGAUGACGGCGGGCAUUAUUUCAGCAAGCGCCCUGGUGGUGGCCAAGUGGAAAAUCCCACCAUACCGGUGUCAUCCCAUCCACCAAACCAUUACGGUAGCUACUCCCCGAUCAUCGCGAACCGAACUCCGCUACAUUUCGCCAAACCGUACAACAACAACAACAUGAGAAACCGCUCAGAUACUGAUCCGUUCAUCCUCAGCGGGAUGACUUCAACCCCCAUCAAACACCAUGACCCCCAUCGCACUGGGUUGCACGGCCAAACUCCGGGUUCUGCGCCAAUUGAGCGGCGAAUGAUUAUAACUAACGGCAACCACCACGGCAAUCUCAUUGUUCCUGGUCAGGCGCGUUCUAACACGGUUCAGCGCAUGUACGGCCGCCAAGGAAAACCAGGUCAUAACAACAACCAAAACCAGCCGGUCCAAAUGAUCGACGGUUCCACUAGCAGCGGCACCGAAUCCAGCGAUACGGAAUCAGAUACAGGAAGCAGCGCGUACAGCCAGCCGUUAAUGUACGGGAACCCCGUCGCGGUGAGUUCCAUGAAUUCCGUGAACUCUAAUGGCGUGAACUCGUCACCGAUGCCUCGUAAUAAGUUCAGCUUCGGGAGUCUGCAGCUGGAGGAGGGGGAGGAUGGAGAAGGGGAAGAGGAGGAGGUGUGCUAUCAGUUUAAUGAGGAAGGAGUGACAGGGAGGGUUUUCAGCUGCUGAGGGUUACGAUACUGAACUCAAACAUCAAAUUACUCCUCUUAUGUAAAUAGAUCAAUAACAAUUAAGGCUGGUUUUGCUUCAACUCCUGCCAUUAAUGAGGACUGUAAACUCUCUAUUAACAGUCGAUGAUGAUUAUAGAAGUACACAACUGUGAAUUAUAAUACUUGUAGACAUAGUCUUAGUCUGACAUACAUUUUUGUACAGGUUUUAACACAUUUUUAGAGUAUGCUGACUCACAUUUUUCACAUUUUGUAGGUUUUCUACUCGUGCUCUGAAGUUCCAGUUGUACUCUUUGGUGAUUUAAUAACAAGGCUACUCUUCUUGCACUUCAAAUUUGUAGUGAAUUUUGUAUGCAAACUUUGACAGCUGGAUUAGGUGUAAAGUUCGGCUGGCUGUUUGACAAAGGGAGAAUCAAUGGAGGCACUGCAAAACCGGCAAGUAGGGAUUUCCAGAUCCUGAUUACGACUACAGAUUUAUUGACUUAAUUGGGAUUGGCAAUUUGAGCAGGUCAUCUCACCCUGAUCCUACCUCUGCUUUUGUAAUCUAAUAAGGCAUUAACAACCCUCAAAAACUGCAGAGUGAGUAUUUGAAACUAGAAAACAGUCUUGAGAGCCACUUGCAAGACAUGAAUUUAAAUACUUUUGCAAGGCUGUGGCAGUAGAGCCAUGUUCGACACUACCAACUUAAUAAAACACCUGAAAACUAAACAAGUAAUGGAAUUAAGGUGUGUUCAACAAAGUGACAGAGCUCCUGUGCCAAACUAGCAAACUGGACUAGUGAGAGGAAGGAUAAAGAUCCUCGAGAGGGCAGAAAGAUCUUACAGAGCUAGUUGACAUCGCUUUUGAGAGCCAGCUCAUUUUCGUGAUAGAGAAUACUGGUUCCAUCGUGUUUUGGAUAGCUUUUGGACUCAAAAUAAGAUAUCGGUAUCAAUAUCUUUAUCACUAUUGGUAUCAAUAUCAGCAUCAGAAUCUGUUUUAAUAUCAGUAUCUGUAUCAGUCUUGAAAUCAGUAUUGGUAUUGGUGUCGAUAUCCCUAUCGGUAUUGGUAUCAGUAUCAAUAUCAGUUUCAGUGUCAGUGUUAAUGUCAAUGUUGGAAUCAGUAUCGGUAAUUGGUGUCAAUAUCCCUAUCGGUAUUGCUAUCAGUAUCAAUAUCAGUGUUGAUAUCAAUGUUGGAAUCAGUAUCGGUAUUGGUGUCGAUAUCCCUAUCGGUAUUGGUAUCAGUAUCACUAUCAGUUUCGGUAUUGAUAUCAACGAUGGUAUUUGUAUCGAUUUCGGUAUCAGUAUUAGUAUCAAUCUCCAAUAAGUAGUGGUAUAUACAUAUAUAUAUAUAUAUAUGAGUUUCAGUAUCAAUACUGGAAUCAAUAUCGGUAAUGAUAUCAAUGUUGGUAUCAGCAUUAAUGAUAUCAGUAUCUGUCAAUGCAAGGCAAAAGUAUCCGGUCAGGACUCAGGAUCCCCAGAUAGUCAAUCUUGAAAGUAUCAGAUCCGGACAUCCGUACCAGCCGGGUAAAUCCAGAGAAGAAUCUCUGACUAAAUGUGCCAUGACAUCACAAUCGUACACUCAGACUCUAGGUGUGCGAAAUGUUUAGGAGUCUGAGAAUCUGUCGUUAUAAGUAUUGUGGUUGUUGUAGGAAGAAGAAAAAAUAAGGGCAUUUUUGAGCUAAUCUACAAUCUACAGCAAAUGCCUUCUUGCUGUUUUUUUAAGCUUUUAAGAGAUAGAUUAAUCUUUAGACGGCAUUGACUUUCAUGUAAAUAUGACACUUGAUGGCUCGUUCUGAGAGCUGAUUAGUCGACCAGAAUAUGCUGCUUUUCUUGGUCUUUUUAGUUCUGUGUUUGUUAUUAGUAUAAACCUAAUGUAGCAUUUUCUCUAAAUCAAACUUUUACACUUAUGUGACUGUUGUCUGGUGCAAUAGAAGGGCUUUGAGGGAGUAGUCGGAGUUGAUUAUGGGUUUUAAACAGGGAGGUUUUCAGAGGGGGAAGCUGUUUAAUGUCAGACGUCGGUAGAGUUUGAGUUUGUGGUUGUUUGGGAAACCACGGGGAUAAAGUGGAUUGUUGAACUCGAGAUAUUUCCCUUUAAUUGUACAGUACACUGGACCGUUCUUGGUAGGGAACUGAUUGUACGUAGAGUAUGUAGCAGGUUGAGCUUGACGUCUCAUUUCUUUGGAGCACUUUUUUCAUUUCGUGUGUCUGUCGUGGGCAACUUUUUGCACUGUAAUGUGGAUGUUUGUUGUAGGGCGUUUUGUAGUGAAUCUCUUUUAUAUUUACCAUAAAUGGAGGAUUAGAUUCCCUCUCAUUAAAACAGUAAGGAGAGCCUGACUUACCUUUCAUACCUGUAUUUUUGACAAUAACUUCCGCCCCGUUGUUCACAUUUGAUGCAUCGUAGGUUCUUAUGUUUCUUUUCUUUUGUUCUUUUUUUUUCCUUUCCUUUCACUGUAAUUUUCAAACACACCAGCUCUCAGUCUUCAACCUGUCUGCUUUGCUUGGCUUGGCCCCUGGCAUGCACUUCAACCACACACACAAACAGAACAAGGUGUUUUCUUUCACUUUCUUUGUAUGCUGUUUUCACUGCUGUUUCAAUGCUGUUUAUUCCAGUGCUGUUUAUUGAAGGUGUGCUGGCCCUUCACCCUCAUCUGUGUCAUUUGCUGGCUGUCUGCGCGCUCUGACACAAGCUUUUGUGUUCUCACUGCAACACAUGAUUGGGAUUAUUGUGGUUUUUUCACACUUAAAGCUCCUGUAGGUUUUUUUUUUGGUUCAAAACAAUUUGAAAUUAAUACUCAUGCCUCUCUAAGACCACUGACAUUUAAAUCGACUUUUGUAUUAAGUGAUUUCAAUGUCUGAAAACAGUGGCGGGGGGUAGGUGUCGGACAAAGUGAGUAAAGGCUGGAACUGCCUUUGUAAAAUAAAGACAGAGUGAGUUAUUUAGCUAAAAACACUACUAACAUAUGUCGAAGACAAAAUAAACAAACAGGCAGGAGGUACUACUUUGUCCACAGGGGGCGCUAAAAUCCAAACAAACAGAAAAAUCCUGACAGGAGCUUUAAGUUCAGUUUCUUCCUCCUUUAAAAUACUCACAAAUGCUUGUAUUUCCCCCAAAACAAUAACAUUAAAAGUAAUAGACAGGAUAUAUUGAACUAAGCUUUAUUUUUAACAUGAAAAUCUACGUGCAUUGGUUUCAUAAGCGUAUGAAACCAAUGUCAGGUUAAAGCUCCUGUGAGAGGGCACUGGAGUCAAAAGUUGAUCACAGGAGCUUUAAAGCAGAAUUUUGCAUUUUGAUGGAUAUUAACAUGCCAUUGUGAUAAACUAUGGAUGCACACAUUGUAAGUAUCCUCACUGUGGAAGUGUUAGCAUGCUGUUUUUAGCGUUCGGUCUUGCUUUGUUUUGGGAAAUACAGGCAUUUGAUGAGUUUGUACUGUUUUUUUUCCAAUCAGCUGCACUAAUUUGAUCAAUUGGUAAAAAUUACUUUCAAAAUUAGCUCUUUAAAACUUCACUGUAAAUAAGUAGGAUCAGCACAGUUCAGGAAAAUCUGACUAACUUUGGCCACGAUUGUUAUCAACCCUUUUUUUUCCUCUUUCUCCUGAGCUUUUGCUUCUUUCUUUAAACAAAUGUUUCUACGUGCUACAUGCUUUGUAAAUGCACUGUAUUCCAGCAUGUUUCUUUUACUGUGAAUGCAUGUCAACUGGGCGAGCAAAGUCACUGCUUUUCUGUCGUUCUGCUCUGCUUUACACACACUUUAUCACACAUUGUCUCUGUCAUGGGGCGCCAAAUGGUUUUAAAUAUCUGACAGGUAUGUCGUGCUGUUCGACAGUAAAGUAUCAGCUCCAGGAACGUAUAAUCCGCCCUUUAUGAUGCUUUAAUGUCACGAUUAUUGCACCCUGUCUUUUAAAAGCAUUUGGCGCCGGGUUCCUUCACUGUGCGCUAAGAAACUUGCCGGACUCAACUCAAGUGUUCGUUUAUUCAGAGAGCGAGAGGGCGAAUGUAGACGGGCUUGUGAAAGUUAAGCUCAAUGCAAAUGUAAGUGAAAAAAUUUAACCACAUUUGAGAGUCAUGACAUUUUCUGGUGUGAAAGUCUGAGUAUCGUCAGAAGAUGGACACACACACUCACACACACACACACAUGAACACUGGCGUUGAGUCCACGUUGUGUUUCCCUUCACUUCCGCCAAACAGCGCUGACAGCGAAUCACGUCCAUUGAGGCAUUUUGUAUUUUGUUGUAUUGUACGAACAGUAUCAGACUUAUAGAUUGUGAUUUUGUAUUCAUCAUGUGAUUUAUAUUUUAAAGGAGUUAAUCAGAGCCAAAAUUAAUCGAUUUUAAAAUUUAACCGAAUGUAGUUUUUAUUUGUGCAGAAUACACACUGUGAUGAUGUGAUCGAAUCGACUGAUAUCACGCUUAACAUGGAAAGUAUUUAACUUUUUGGCAAAUGAUCUGAUUUCUGGACAAAAGAUAUUUACACCGCCUGUAGGACUGUGAUAUGUUGGUGAAUUAAAGCCGCAGUGAGUGAGUUUUAAAGAGUCAAAACACAGCUCAACUUUCAGCUCCUCAGACUUAUUAUAUGUAGCGGUGUUAGGAGGCAUUUUAGCAUCGCGUUGUGCUUCUUCUGUUUACAUCUCACGCUUUUCACGGACUGAGUGACUUAUUUUGAAGGAAUUAAUCGACUUUUGGCUAUUCUUAUAUUCUUAAGCUCAAGAUUGGUGACUGUUCCUCUGCAUGUCCUGUAUUUUCUAAUUCAUAAAAAUCAGAGGAAAUACUCGACGUGUAAAGAUCAGAUUGUUGCCAGUCUAGUUUAGGAGGCAGUUAAACUCGUAUUUCUUUCACACAAACUGACUUUAUGGCGCUGACUCACUGGUUUUUCUUUGUAACCUUGCACACCUGUCCUUUUUAUUUUCCUCACGAAACACCAGCUUGAAUUUUCCUCCCAAGGUCUCAUCUCUCUUUUUAAUGCUGUAACUGAUUGUGUGCAUUAGUGUCAAUAAAAAACAAAUUGUACGAUUAAGAAGAGGGACUCUGACAUUUUCUGUAGUUGUAGACCAACGUCCAACUACCCUUUGUCCUGACCCUCAUGCAUCCACCUACAUCCCCCACCUGACCUGCGCCCACCCAUCCACCUGUGUCCUGUGUUUGUGGUAGUUAGACCGUAGAGUAGUGCUUGUUUAUUUCGUUUUUGUUCGGUGUUUUGUGCACAUUUAGUUUGUCUGUGAGCUCGUUGAGUCACUUGUGUGUGUGCUUUGUGUUAUUGUAGUUUUUUUGUCUGUAGUGUGGUAAGUUCUUUUAUAGCACCCGUCACAGAUCUGCACUCAGUGGUUGCCUUGGUUUUACCCAUGAUCCAGUUUGGUGUGUAACAGUGGACUCAGUGGAAACUUUGCACCUGGGCAAGUAUACGGUCCCCACUUAGUAUCAUGUAGUAAACUGAUGUAGUGGAUCUAGCUGUAGUAGAAGUGAAUGUUUGUUUUUUUCCUCUGUUUGGAUGAACGUUUUACAAGAAGUCGCAAAAUGUAGAUUUGAGCUUCUGUUAGACCAAACGCCAUUUAAAAAAGUGCAGAUUUUGGGUAACAUCCAAAAAUAAGACAAAAAAACCUGACAUUUUAUUUAUAGUGUUUUUAAGAGAGAUGGAUAAAGUAUUAAAAAAUUUUCCCCCCAAAAUGAGACUAUUUAAGAUUAUAUCGUCCCAAAAAAAUGUUAAAUCAAAAGUUUUAAAUUUUCUAGAAAAAAAAACAUUACUUUCCUUGAAAAAUUGUUUACAUUUUCCAAAUAUAGAGUAUUUUUAAAAACAUUUAAUUUUCCUUAAAAAGACCCAAAUUUUCCCAAAAAGUUUCAUUUUUCAAAAUUAAAUCUUGAAACAUUUUCAUUUUCCAAGAAUUUUUUUCAAUGUUCUAAGAAAAAUUUUUAAUCAAAAGGACUUUUUUUUUUUUUUUUUAAAGAUUUUCCAAGAAUAAAUAUUGUAAAAUUUUUCCAAGACUAAAUGUUGAAUCUCCAAGAAAAAUGUUUAAUUCUUUUUUCAAGUAAAUGUUUCAAGUAAACGUCCCAUUUUCAGCUUAUUUAAAUAGAUAAUUUAUGUUUUAAGAUCCAUUAUUUUUCUCUCACAUUUUUUAAAUCUCGACCUGCAGAAUAUGUCAUCAAUCAUUUUUACUACAAAAUGAUGAUUUUCUAAAACGCACUAUUGCACCAUCUGUCUUUUUCUGUCCCUUUUACUGCACUGAUAUGAUCGUAGUAAACCUUGAAGUGAAAGUGCUGAUCCGUAGAUCUUUACUAACAUCUGUAAACCUUAACUUCUUGAUUUUCGUCCCUCUUUUUCCUUCCUUUGUUUGUGUUUAAAAGUUUAGAUGAGGAUCCAAAUAGAAUAGAUGUUCAUGCCCGCUAAACUGACUUUAAACUUGAAAUUCAUCGCCUCACAUGUAAAUCACAUUCAGGGAUUAUUUGGGGAGUAUUUGAGCUUCCGGAUCCAGACGCUUUUCCUCCACGUUGAAAGGUCUGAUAAAAAAAAAACUGCAAAGUCACUGUAAGAAUUAAAUGAUAAGGAUGGCUGUGAAUUUCAUAAGAGCAUUUGGAUUAUAUAGAGUGAAUUUUAACGCCCUUCACCAUCUUCUCUCUUAUCUCACCCCUUCUCCCCCCUCCGUUUUCCAACUUCACUCUCCCACAGAAAGUCCCGGUUCUGAGGACUCUCCAGCUGGAAGUCCCCAUGUGGUCGUGAACGGAAACGGCUCCGUGCACGGACAGGGCAUGAGCGGCAUCGUUCCAGGUCAGAGUCCCGAGAGGCAGCAGCUGUCGCCUCUCACCAGCCCGCUGCUCACCGACGCUGGAUGUGUCCGCCAUGAUGACGAAGAGGAGGCGAGGAGGAAGGUGAGCAUGCAAACAGACACUGAUAGGACACUGUGAGGAAAGAGCUGCACGUCCGCAUGGAAACGGCACAUUGCUGACCGCAAAAGCAGUCAUUGUGGUUAAACCUUUCCCAGAUGGAUGGAUCUCAUCUCUCUGUUUGUGUCCAGAAGUUUCCCACAGAUAAGGCGUACUUCAUCGCCAAGGAGUUGUUGACCACGGAGCGGACCUACCUCAAAGACCUGCAGGUCAUCACAGAGGUAAAAAACAAAAAAACACAUUUUUGAACACUUAAAAACAGCUUCCUCUUUCUUUCUCUCUCCGCCUGAGAAGCAGAGAUGUUUGCAAAGCCUUCUGCCCUUCAGGAGUUAGUCAGGCUGAGAGUAAACACAUUUCCUUAAGUACACAGCUCUUAAUUACACAAAGAAAUGCUCAGGACUGGAAAAGUGAGUUUAAACGGGUCUUAAAUUUCAGGACAGUGAGCUAAAAUUGUUUUUUUACAAGCUUGUUUGUGAAGGCUGUGAGUCAGAAUUAGUUUCAGCUGGAUGCGAGACGUGAGUUUGCAGUCUUCAGCAGACUAAAUAUGGAGGGAAGUGAUCUCAUUUUGGUUGUUCUGUCAGCAAAAACACAAAAUAAGGAGCUCAAAUCUGUUUGUACUUUUGAUGGUGGACCGAAAUAAGAGGCUCACGGCGGAUUUCACCAUGUGGCAUGAAUUUUAUCAUAAAACAUGGACUUUAAAGCUCCUGUGAGCAAUUUUUCAACACAAAUGAUGAUUUUUUUUGCCGUGAUUUUAAAGUAGGUGUCAGUAGAGCUGAAGUAACUGCCCAGUUUUUACAUUUUCAACAGUAAAUAUUAAAAAAAUAAACAUUUGACUGUUAAAAGUUGGCAAAAUAAGCAAAGUUCCCACUUAGUAUCAUGUAGUAAACUGAUGUAGUGGAUCUAGCUGUAGUGGAAGUGAAUGUUUUUUUCUCCUCAAUAAGUCGCAAAAUGCAGAUUUGAGCUUCUGUCAGACCAAACCUCAUUUAAAAAAGUGCAGAUUUUGGGCAACAUCCAAAAAAACACAAAAUAAGGAGCUCAAAUCUGUUUGUACUUUUGAUGGUGGACCGAAAUAAGAGGAUUUCACCGUGUGGCAUGAAUUUUACACUGAGGCUCAUUAUAAAACAUGGACUUUAAAGCUCCUGUGAGCAAUUUUUCAACACAAAUGAUGAUUUUUUUUGCUGUGAUUUUGAAGUAGGUGUCAGUUGAGCUGAAGUAACUGCCCAGUUUUUACAUUUUCCACCGUAAAUAUUAAAAAAAUAAACAUUUGACUGUUAAAAGUCGGCAAAAGAAGCAAAGUUUGCGAUUUUAAGGCAUCAAUGUGCAAAACUGAGGGAAAAAACAGUUUCCUUAAUCACACAUUCAAACAACCGAACUUGUUUUUUUUGUUUGCCGAGACAGACUUUUCGCUUCCAGGCUCUUUAGUUUACGAGCAAAACCACAAAAAUUAACACAAAGAGGGAAACUCUGCGUGUUCAUCCGGGAUGAAAGUGCUUUUUAAUGUGGGGCCGGCUCGUCUGUUUUCAAUGUCGGACCGACUGACGAAUCAAAAAAGGAGAAUCAGCAGCAGCAGGAGGAGAUCAACAGAGUGAAAACCAAAGUUAAAGCCCCUCCAGGAGCGAACACCUGCUUAAAGAUCAGUUUUAUAAUAAUGGAGGUGACCUUUGACCUCUCUGUGGAGGGGAGGAAUCUCAUAUUUCCUCUCUGUUGUGUCUUUUUCUGCCUCUCAGCUGUUUUUCUUCUCAACAGUAGUUUUCAGUCUCUUUCAUGUGGGAGGAAGGCGUGCGCUGGCACUUUUUGAAAACCUCUUAAAUAUUUUCUUUGGCUGGCACCCACCCACCCACCUCUCUCUCCCUCGCCAUCCCUCCCCCCUCUCCUCAGUCGGUCUGCGACACAGCUGGACGCUCUCCUGUCUGCACUGUCUGUCAUAGCCGUGUGUGAUUUACUCUGACGGGGGAAUAUAACACCUCUGUGUCAGGGGGGAAAAGGCCACGAGGGUCACGGUGCGAGUGUGUGUGUGUGUGUGAGUGUGUGUGUGAGUUAGCUGAUCCUCAGCGCAAACAAACGUCACUGUGCCUUAAAGUCAAAUCAGUCAUUCAGACCAGGACCCCUUAUCCUCUGUCUGCUGGUAUCUUAUCAGUUUUGUUUGUGUGUGUGUGUGUGUGCCUGAAUGUGUGUUUUUUUCCUCUGGUACACCACAUUUAGAUGCUUUUUAAGUCUUUUUAAACGACAUAUUUGUGAUUUAUCUUGAAAAAACAGCCUCUUUAAAGGGUCUCACACAUUCUCAUCCGAGGUUGCUCACUCACUCCUGAUUCUUUUGUGUUGUAGUCCUUCCAGAGCGCGGCAGGAAAAGAAGAAAUCUUCCCAGACUCUGUUAAAAACCUGAUCUCUGCCAACUAUGACCCCAUCUACAAGUUUCACCAGGGCUUCCUCAAAGAGGUGGAGCAGCGCCUGGCGCAGUGGUCAGUGCAUUUUUUAAUUCAACCUCUGAAGUUAAGUUCGAUCUGCUGCUGGAGUGUGUCCGUGUGUGUCCUUUCUGCUCACUUAAAUGGGAUUGUGGGAAUGAUUGAAGAUUUUCCAGUCACUGCUUUUUAAAACACCGCUCUCCGCUGACAUCUACUGGUAGAAAAUGGAACUGCGUGCGCUCUGUAAUCGAAGGGUUCUCGUCUUUGUAGGGAGGGACGCUCAAACGCUCAUAUUAAAGGUGACUAUCAGCGGAUCGGUGACAUCCUCCUGAAGAACAUUCAGGGUCUCAGGGUAACUAUGAGUCCAGUUUCAUCAUGUUUGUGUUUUUUUCUUUUCAAUUUCUGAUCGUAUUUGUUGUGAAAUGAUCGACUCUUUUCCCUCUUCCCUCUUUUUGGCACCUGCAGCAGCUGACGAUCCAUCUUCAGAAACAUUCAGAGUGCCUGGUCGAACUUGAGCGAGCCUGCAGGUAACGUUAGAAGCAAAUGUUGAUUGUGAAAUAAAAAAUAUACGUUUGUUUUAAAAUUUGAUGCACUGGCAGCCUUUCUCCUCUCUUUCUGCUCCUCAGAUCCGCUCGUAAAGUGGAGGCCGUAUGUCGAGACUUCGAGCAGCAGAGAGUUUGCUACCUGCCCUUCAACAUCUUCCUCCUCCGCCCUCUUCAUCGCCUGCUGCACUACAAACUCAUCCUGGAGCGGCUCUGCAAGCACUACCCGCCCACACACGACGACUUCAGGGACUGCAGAGGUACGAUUUCAGCGCACAUCCUCAUCCACCUUUCUGACUUUUACUUUUAUUUUUAAAUCCAUGUUUUCAUCCUCGAUGUGAAACCGCUUCCCUUUUAGCCGCGCUGGCAGAUAUUUCAGAGAUGGUGCUGCAGCUUCAGGGCAGUAUGAUGAAGAUGGACAACUUCCAGAAGCUCCUGGAGCUGAAGAAAGAUCUGACCGGCAUCGACAACCUCGCCAUCCCAGGACGGGUUAGAGACUUUAAAGCUGGAGCUGUAAAUAAUUCAGCUAUGAAGACAUUUUUGAUUGUGUUUUGAUGUUUUCCUGACAGGAGUUCAUCCGGCUCGGCUGUCUCAGUAAACUCUCAGGGAAAGGUCUUCAGCAGAGGAUGUUCUUCCUGGUACGGCAUGACUCCUGCUUUUCAAAAUAAAGCUCAAAGUCAAUGAGAGUAAAAACCUAAACCCUUUACUCUUCUUCUUCUUCUCUCUAGUUUAGCGAUUCUUUGGUGUACACGAGUCGAGGAAUGACGCCAUCGAACCAGUUUAAAGUCCACGGCCAGCUGCCCUUAUAUGGCAUGACGGUAUGUGACCCCGCUCUUAAAGUAACACGCUUUUAUUUUAUUUGAAUCACUGUACUGCAGGAAUAUGAAAUUGUGGCAUGUGGAUUUUGUAGGUAAUGUGUUUUUUUUUCAUUUUGUGUGUGUGUGUUUUUUGCAGAUCAGAGAAAGCGAGGAUGAGUGGGGAGUCCCUCACUCGUUCACCUUGUUCGGACAGCGUCAGUCUGUCGUCGUAGCAGCGAGGUAAACACCCAAACAUGAGGGUUUUCAGUUUUAAAGCUCCUGUAAGGAAUUUUACCAACUUGACCUUUAAAUAUUCAAGCAGCGUUUUUAAAUUCAAAUUCAACUUUAUUUGUAUCACAGAGGCUAAAAAUAACAAUAACGACAAUAAAACCUGAACCUCCCACCCACAUACACACCCAUGGACCCACACAUACACACACACAACCGCACACAGUGUGAGAAUUUAAAGGGGACCUGCCAUCAAAAAUGUAAUUUUUGUUUUUUUUUGUGUCAGAUAAGGUCCGUAUUAUGUUCGUCUUAUGUUGUAAAUGUGAAAACAAACCGUUACGUUUUCAUUCUGUAAAGGUUUAAAAUUAAGGAACGAGUAAACCAGGCCGAUUGAAAAAGCAGGUCCCUCUGACGUCACGCUGACCUUGCUCAUUAUUAUUCAGGAGCGCGUCCUCAGUGAAUCGCGCCCACUCUUUCGUUCUCGUACUCAUUCACAGUCAACAUCACUCUCCAGCCAGAGCGAGACCCAGCUACCACUCUAUCCGCUAUGGGUCUCUUCCAAACGACCGGCGUUUCCUUCGGUUCACUGCCGGCAGAAUGAAUGAGAAAACACCGCUGGAGAUCUCCGGCUUCUUCUUCAACUUCCACCUCCUCUUCGGACUCGGGGUCUAAAAUAUAUGGUUUAAUACCUGCUGUUUUUAGCCUUUAGCAUAAGGUGACCAGACGUCCCAGAUUUCCAGGGACCGUCCCUGAAUUGGAUGACCUGUUAUAUUAUUAGAGAGACAUCACGUGAGGAAAGAGCUACCUCUGGGAAACACUGGAGAUAAAGACAGAGAUAAAAAUGGUGAAAAGACUAAAACAAGAAAAUAAUAUUAAAUGAACAGAUAAGUAAAAGCUCUUUACCGUAUAAAAGAGAGGUAAAAGAAGUAAAAACCUGUGACGGGAAUUAAGAAAAAGACCAAGAACAGAGGUAAUAAAAAAAUGACAUAAAAUAAACAAUAAGAACUUUGAUUAAAAUGAACAUUUUCAAUAAGAGAAAUAUAAAAAGGCAGCUAGUAAAAAGCCUCUUCUUAAAAACAUCAACAGUCUCUGCCUCCCCGUGUGUUUUUGUUUUGACUUUGGAUUAAAAGGUUAAAAGACCUGUGCCGAAGGACCUCAGGGUCCGCGAGGGUUGAUAUGGUAAAAGUAAGUCAGAUAAGUAGGAGGGGCCGAGAUCAUUAAUACAUCUAAAAACUAAUAAAAGAACCUUAAAUCAAUCCUGAAACGGACGGGGAGCCAAUGCAGCGAUGCUGAAACUAGCGUCAUAUGCUCUCGCCCUCUGGCCCUUGUCAGCGCUCUUGCAGCUGAAUUCUGAGGAGGCAUCCUGCUGACUUGACUGUGGAAUGCUACAUUUAUGGUAAAUAUUUAAUCGUGCUCGCCUGACAUCGACCCCCUUGUUCUAGUUUCAGACAAAAUGAGGAUUUAAAAGGUACCGAUCUCGUCUCUGGUGGUCUUGUUUACUUUUGGACGUGAUAACAAGGCAACAAUAUGAAUUUUAGUCUGUUUAUAAACGUCGAAAAACUCCUUACAGGAGCUUUAAAUAUCCAUUUUCCAUUAAAGCUGUGAAAACAUGAAAAUUAGAGACAUUAGAUAAUUUCUCAUGACUGAAAUGAUUCAUUAUAAAUGAAGCUGUGUGUCUCUAAGAGAAACACUUUGAAACAUUCAUGCAGGUCAAACUCAUCAAAUAUGGAUCCGCCCUCUGUAGGUUUACUCGCGCUUUAAUCAAACUGGACUCUGUGACCUAUUUUUUCAUUCAGACGCUCACUCACUGAUUAAAACGCUCAGAUUUUACUCCAUCAAAGACUCGACUUCACUUCUUUUUGUGUGCAGCUGUGCCGCAGAGAUGGAGCGAUGGGUGGAGGACAUCAGGAUGGCCAUCGAUCUGGCGGAGCAGAGCAGCAGCCCGAACACCGACCUGGUGUCCACGAGUCUCUCUGACAACAGUAAGAGCGUUUUAACCACAUCGAUCGGUCAUUUACAGGUUCGAGUGAAUUUCAGGUCUUUCUCCCCCUCUGAGGAAACAGACGUCUGCUUUCACCACCUCAUAAAUAAUCCCUCCACAUUGUCCCAGCUGGUCUUUCAUCAUAUUUUCAGCGUCACCUGAUCCGAGCACAUCCAGAUCCCAGCUGUCGCCCCCUCUUCUUUUCUCUUGUCCUUUUUCUUAAACGCCUGUCACGAUCUUCAAUGAAGUCUCCGCCCUGUGACCUUUGGUUUGACGUCGCCAUUGUCGCCCCGUUAAAUCAUCUGCUGUGUACAUUUUUAAACCCAAACGGUUAAAGAGUAUUCACUUUCAAGCAACAACAAAAGGAUUAUUUUACUCCUUUUUUGUGUGUCUGUCUUUUUGAAUCUUGUUUUAGAAAUUACACCCACAGAGAAAGGUCGAACUCUUGUCCCAUCUGCAACCAGUUAGCCGGUUAAGCGUAACUAAACAAACCGUCUCCGAGGCCCCGAAGUUGUUUCAGAGAAAAUAAUGUCAUAGCGUUACUUUAAUUUGCACUCAGCCCCUAAAGCUGGAUAAACACAAGCAGUUUACGCUUGUAAUUAGUCCAAAUCCUUUAACGGCUUAUCACAGCGGUCAAAUACAUCCCUGAGUUUGACUUCGUUUGCUGUUAUAAGAUGAUUAGAGCCCAAAACGAAACAAAACUAACCCCAAAAGGCAGAAAUGAGGUUAUUAUCACUCUUAACAGAGCAGGAUUAUUGAAACGAUUUAGAAACAUAACCGUAGAAACUUUUAACCUUUAUUAGUUUUUAUUCAUUAUUAAUGUUAAUUUAAGGUGUAUAGUUUUAAAGUCUGUUUUCAUGAUUCAUAUUCUAGAGUUAUCGGAGGACGGUGGAGCUGAUCUGGAGUCGGAGGAGGAGCUAGGAGGCUCACGCUCGUCUCUAGAGCGUCAGGGUCACCGUGGUAACACCACCGUGCACGUCUGCUGGCAUCGCAACACCAGCGUGUCCAUGGUGGACUUCAGCGUGGCUGUGGAGGUACCGUGUCCUCUGUCAUCUGUUUUUUCCUGUAUCUGUGGAGUCCGGUCUUGAGUCUUUAGUCUGUGUCCUCAGGAGUGUUUGUGUUUCUGUCCUUUUCUCUUUCUCCAUCUCUGCCUCUUUAUUUUCUCUCCUUCCUUUUCCAAUCUUCCAUCUGUCUUUUUUUCCACCUCUGUGCGUCCAUGAGGCCUUUUAACAGUCUGCAGGAGCCUGUAUCUCUCUGUGGCCUGUCCUUUAGUGACACCUGCUGGAAUUCGAGAGGUACUGCUAAAGCCUCUGUAUUCACGGAUCCAUGCAGGAAACUUCAGAGGACAAAAGUUCAGAUUUGUUGUGUGCAGUUAUUUAACAGGCCACUGGACGCUUACUGUGUCUGUAAUAUUUCACAUUUAACUUUUAAUGUUUGUGUUUGCGUGUCUUCUGCGUUUCCAGAACCAGCUGUCAGGGAACCUGCUGAGGAAGUUUAAGAACAGUAACGGCUGGCAGAAACUCUGGGUGGUCUUCACCAACUUCAGCCUCUUUUUCUACAAGUCACACCAGGUAAAAAACAUACUAACCCUUUAUUGCCUUUUGUAUUAUAUUUGAUACAUACUUUUAUGAUACUUCUAUCAAUCAAUAUGAUCAACAAAUUACUAAAAAUACACCUGAAUACAGUCCGAUAAAUGAUAAAAAUGUCCUCUUGUGGUUUAUCAGUUUCCAAAAACAUCUGAUGUGUCAAACGAGAUAAAUAAAUACAUAUAUUUGUUAAAUUGUAAGGACAUUUUGAUUGUUUUGGUUUUCAGUAGUAAGUCAAAUAAACAUUUUCUGGCCUUAAUUUGUGGUUUCAGGCAUCAAAGGGUUAAAAAUGCAGAAAUGUUGGCAUGUUUUUGAUCAUUUAACUCGGGGAGUUAAAAUUAAAGAGGCGUUUUUAUACCGACUGACUUUCGUCUGCUUACAGGACGACUAUCCUCUCGCCAGCCUCCCUCUGCUCGGCUACUCCGUCACGGUCCCGUCCGAGUCGGAGAACAUCCACAAAGACUACGUCUUCAAACUCCACUUCAAAUCCCACGUGUACUACUUCAGAUCAGAGAGCGAGUACACGUUCGAGAGGUAGUCAAGUUAGAAUCCAGUUUCAAUUGUUUUUUUGGUGUUAGAAGUUCGACCCAUGUACCAUCUGAUUACAUGGAGGAGACACGAUGAUUGAAAUCUUUCUCAUCUCCAGGUGGAUGGAGGUGAUCCGCAGCGCCACCUGCUCCGCCAGCCGCUCACUGCCCAGCACCACCAGGAAAGACCUUUAUUGAUGAAUCACCUCCGUUAGAGAGAGACUCUUAUUUCACACGCGGUGCACACGGCCCUCUUAUCGAAUCAUGCACACCCUUCCAGAGGUCCUCCCACUUCACUCCUGUACCCUCACCUUUCUGCACCACCCGAGUCUGACGCCGACGUGGACUCUCGCUGGAUUACUUUCAAACUUUAAGCUAUUGUUUCGACCAUGAGUUUUGUUCACAUGCACACACACACACACACAGACACAGAAAAUGCUUUUAUCCCGGUGAUAAACCUGACUGAAACUAUCUGGGACACUUGAGCAUGAGUUUGUGUGUCACAUCAUGUGUUUUUACUUUUCCUCUUCGAUGACAGAUCUGCGAUGAGAGUAGAACGUGUAUAAUGUGGUUUAAUAACUGUGUGCAUGUGAACAUGAGUAUUUUUAUUUGCCUGGAAAUCGAUACGAUGAAUUCAACAUGUUGCCUGUUCUCCAUCCAUCCGUUUCAUUUCAUGAGGCGACUUUUUGUACAGUACAUCGAAACACUGUGAAAUGUCUUUUUCUUCAUGUUUUUCUUUGAUUCUUAAAGACUGAAAAAAGCCUCGAAUGCCAACAGAGAUUUCACUGGGUCUUUUGCCAAAUACCUUCUCUUCUGUACCUUCCAGUUUUCUGGAUUUUAAUCUUCUAAAUAAAAAUGAGAAAUAAUUGUGUUCAUACAGAGGAAA
This is a messenger RNA of Xyrichtys novacula (pearly razorfish), 53375 nucleotides long. The record is from the annotation of a GenBank genome assembly. Lineage: Eukaryota; Metazoa; Chordata; Actinopteri; Labriformes; Labridae.